CUCUCUCCACCCAGCUGACACAAUGCUCCCAGCUAUAGCAAUCCUGCUGACCUGCUUACUGUGUGCUCUGCUAUAUGUGAGCCUCUUCAGGAGAACCAGGUGAGACACUAGUCUAUUCAGUACCAGCUGCUAAGAUCUGUGAAAUGCUAUCAGUCAUCUCCAGUCUCAGUUACUCCUUUCUACAGCAGGAUGGCCAAACCUGAGAUUCCCAGCUGCUAAUGGAUCACUAAUCCCAUCAUGUUUUAAUAAGAUUUAAUAUCAAAGGAAUUACAGUAAUUACAGAACAUCAUCUGGCCUCCACUUUCUGAGAUUGGCUGUGUAUUUUAUUAGACUGUAGAAGUAUUUCUAAAAAGUAAUAAUUCUAAAAUAAGAACUGUACCUAUAGUGCCAGGUUAUUUAUAGUACCAGAUAGAUGGUAUAGAUUUUAUACAGCUGCCUUGUUGUGAUGGGAGCUGCAGUCUUAGAUCUGGUUGUUUAUACUGGUCUGUCAAAUAUAAGGUUUAUGUGUUUAUUAUUACCGCUCUGUGACAGAAUACUGUGUAUUGUUUAUGUAGUGCUAUAAUGAAUCGAGAACAUAAUCCAUUUAAUAUAUUGAUUGCAAUAUUAUUUAUAAAAUUAUUGUCAGAUAAUAUAUAAAUAAUAUUGUUAUGAUAAGGUGACCCUUACUGCACAAUUGGGAUUUGUUUGUUAAUUAGUUAACUGCAGUCAAAAAGAAAAAAAACAAAAACACUGUAUAUUAAGGGGAACUAGUGGCGAUAAUUAAAAGAUUUAUUUCAUUAAUUAACGUCAGUAAAUAAUGUAAAACCAUCAGAGACAAUGGCGAGGCAAGUUUAAGACGAGGUAGCCCGAGUGUCUGGAUUACAUUGUCUUUCCUAUAUUGAAUGGGGGUUUGCAAGGUCUAGGUAUAGUCCGCAGAGGUCUACAAGUGAUGAGAGUGCGGAUCCCUCGAUGUUUAAGAUGAAGACAGAUACACAAAUUAAUAGAAUAUAUUAUUAUUUUAUUAUUUAUAGAGCACCAUCAGAUUCUGUAGCGCUGUACAAUGGGGUAUAGUUUGUACCUGCUGGCUGUGUCCACUACAUUCAGCGAUCUCUCGAAUUGCUCUGGCAGAGGAAAGAUUAUUGGCCCUAGUCUACCUAGAAAUAAUGAGAUAAGUUACAUUUAAUAUAUUAGGCGCGGGCAGGGGGGGAAGCACAAAAAUAAUGCCUUAAAUCUGGUCAAGUCAGCGUUUAACUGUUGGCAGACUCUGGGAAUUCUGUUUGGGAGCUGGUUGUGUUUUCUUUUGGAUAAAGAAUAUCAGAGUUGCAAUGUUAGGUUUUGCCCAGUCAUAGUAUUGUGUAAGAAUCAGUGCUGGUUUGGUAAAUCCGGUGAUAAUCUAGUCAUUCUAGACCACAGUUAUUACCUGCGGAAACGUGCCUGUGGUUUAGGAUUAAGAAUAGCUUGGAGCAUUCAUGUCAUCUCAUUAAUUUUCACAACCAGUUCUCCAGGUAUUUUAAUCCUUUUUUUAUUUGCAUCACGAAACGUGUAAUUAUAAGGCAGCUGACGCUGUGUAUCCAUACCAAACCAAGUCAUUUCCCAGAAUCCCACUGGAUCCAGCUUUCUCAGAGAUGGGGGUUUGAGGUGUCCCCUGGACUCUAGUGGGAAUUCAGAAAGGGAAUUCUUGGUGGAUUCCAACUUUAAGGUCAGGGUAGCCAAACUGCAAGUAUAGCGGACUUUGAGAACCCAGCCAAUAAAAACUGGCCAAUGAGAUUUAAAGGGACACUAUAGGCACCCAGACCACUUCAGCUCAUUGAAGUGAUCUGGGUGCAGUGUCCUUGUCCCCUUAACCCUAAGCAGGUAAUUAUUGCAGUUUUUAAUAAACUUUAAUAAUUACUUGCUUGGUUGGAGAUAUUACCACACUCUGCAUGUGAACUUCCAGCAUCACCAAAAUCCCCAUAGGAAAGUACUGAAUAAUGCUUUCCUGUGCGGAAACCUAUUGCCAGCGUGUCCAUUGCCGCGCAUGUGCAUUAGGUCUCUCCCAUCGGCUGACGUCAGCACCUAAGCCAGCACAUAGGGAUACCUGCGCUGUACCCAGGUAAGUGACAGAAGGGGUUUAAUGGAGGGGUAAGCUCUAGUGCCAGGAAAAUGAGUUUGCUAUAACAGCUGAGUGUUUCCCUCUGGCACAGAAUGUGUUAAACAGUUCAGGGAAACCGAACAAUCCGCCAUUGCUUAGUUUUGGAUUUCAUGACUCAGUAGUCUUUUGGCACUUGUCCAUUUUGUACAUUAAGGGUUUGUGUGUGCGUCUACAUUCAUUACAGUUGUAGACAAUGUCUCAAACAGUGUGAAAUGACAAUCUCCAAGAAUAACGACACAUUGCGUUACGGAGAAAGGUUGGGAUACAGUGAUGCAAAUUCCUGGCUAUCAGAUGGUCUACUUGCCAACACCAGUUGUGUCACCUUCAUGGUGACGUCUAAACGUUCUCCUGUGUGUCUGUAGGAUACAAAGACUAUCUUACUGGGCUGCGUUUACAGAUAACAGGACACUCACAGGGCCAAUUUCUUAAUGCAUAUAAUUCAUUGCUGCAUUAAAUCAAGUACAACAUUUCAGUAAUACUUUGUAGUUUUCCAUGAGAAAAAGUGACUUGCAAUUGAUUGUCUUGGGGGAGGAGCAGGGGUUUGUUCCUCUGGCUUCAGCACCUAUGAAGGGUGAAAAGCCAGCACCGAUGUAUGUGUUUUUUUUAUGCCACGGAGUUCAAUUUCCAGAGAUCAGGGCAGCUUUAGCUUUGACACUGUGUGUGUAACUCGCCCAGGCAGGGGCAGCCUGUCCAACGUGUCGACUUUGGUAUGAUGGGUGUGCUGACACCACAUGUAAAACUGAUACUGGCAUCCAGGAAGAGAGUAACCCAGCUGGCUGAUUGACAGCCCAGAGGUGGAGACUCUGGUGUAGGAAUUUCAUUUUUAAAAUGUGCCAGAGAUGUCUUUACCAUUCGUAGUCCUCACAUAUAGUGUUAUAGGAGAUCCCAUAAUGUUCUGGGGGCUGACAGGUUCAGUGCUCAGUCUAUGGAGAGCUGCGGGGUUCAAUAUUCAGUCUAUGGAGAGCUGCAGGGUUCAGUGUUCAGUCUAUGGAGAGAUGCAGGGUACAGUAUUAAUUCUAUGGAGAGCUGCAAGGUUCAGUGUUCAGUCUAUGGAGAGCUGCAGGGUUCAGUGUUCAGUCUAUGGAGAGCUGCAGGGUUCAAUCUACGGAGAGCUGCAGGAUUCGUGUUCAGUCUAUGGAGAGCUGCAGGGCUCAGUGCUCAGUCUAUGGAGAGCUGCAGGGUUCAUUAUUCAGUCUAUGGAGAGCUGCGGGGUUCAAUAUUCAGUCUAUGGAGAGCUGUAGGGUUCAGUGUUCAGUCUAUGGAGAGAUGCAGGGUACAGUAUUCAUUCUAUGGAGAGCUGCAAGGUUCAGUGUUCAGUCUAUGGAGAGCUGCAGGGUUCAAUCUACGGAGAGCUGCAGGAUUCGUGUUCAGUCUAUGGAGAGCUGCAGGGCUCAGUGCUCAGUCUAUGGAGAGCUGCAGGGUUCAUUAUUCAGUCUAUGGAUAGCUGCAGAGUUCAGUGUUCAGUCUAUGGAUAGCUGCCAGGUUUAGUGUUCAGUCUAUGGAGAGCUGCAGGGUUCAUUAUUCAGUCUAUGGAGAGCUGCAGGGUUCAGUAUUCAGUCUAUGGAGAGCUGCAGGGUUCAGUGCUCAGUCCAUAGAGAGCUGUAGGGUUCAGUGCUCAGUCUGUGGAGAGCUUCCGGGUUCAUUGUUCAGUCUAUGGAGAGCUGCAGAGUUCAGUAUUCAGUCUAUGUAGAGCUGCAGGGUUCAGUUUAUGGAGAGCUGCAGGGUUCAGUCUAUGGAGAGCUGCAGGGUUCAGUUUAUGGAGAGCUGCAGGGUUCAGUUUAUGGAGAGCUGCAGGGUUCAGUCUAUGGAGAGCUGCAGGGUUCAGUCUAUGGAGAGUUGCAUUGUUCAGUUUUUUGGAGAGCUGCAGGGUUCAGUUUAUGGAGAGCUGCAGGGUUCAGUUUAUGGAGAGCUGCAGGGGUCAGUCUAUGGAGAGCUGCAGGGUUCAGUUUAUGGAGAGCUGCAGGGUUCAGUCUAUGGAGAGCUGCAGGGUUCAGUCUAUGGAGAGCUGCAGAGUUCAGUAUUCAGUUUAUGGAGAGGUGCAGGGUUCAGUCUAUGGAGAGUUGCAUUAUUCAGUUUUUUGGAGAGCUGCAGGGUUCAGUUUAUGGAGAGCUGCAGGGUUCAGUUUAUGGAGAGCUGCAGCGUUCAGUUUAUGGAGAGCUGCAGCGUUCAGUUUAUGGAGAGCUGCAGCGUUCAGUUUAUGGAGAGCUGCAGGGUUCAGUUUAUGAAGAGCUGCAGCGUUCAGUCUAUGUCAGGGCUAGGCAACCUUUGGAACUCACGAUGUUGUAGACUGCAUUUCCCAUGAUGCUUUGACAGUAUUAUGACAUUACAGGAGCUGUAGUUUACAACACGUGGAGUACCAAUGGUUUCUAAUCCUGGUAUCUGGAGAAUGGCUGGAUUCAGUGUUGUAUGGAUGGCUGUAGUGCUCAGUGCACUAACAAUAACUGCUGCUGGUUUCAGAGUUCCAUCUAGGGAAGAUUGCAAGAUUCACCACUCUUCACGAGAGCUACGUGGUUCAAUUAAUCUGGGUUAGAAAAUUAAAAUACUAAUUUUGCUGUUGGUGGAAAUCAGAAUUCUCAUUAAAAGGAAGCCAGACUGAGUUUAAGCAAUUGGGUCAAUAAUGAUUUUGUGAGUUGAGAGUUUAGCCAGAGUUGAGCUGCCAGACAGUGAGCUACUUGAGAAUUUAAAAUCUGGACAUCAGAGCCAAAGAAUAGGCAAAUCUGCCAAGUUUUUUCUAUAACCAAAACAUACAAAAAGAGCCGGCCCUGAUCUACACAAUGACGCAGUGAUGUCAUCAAUUCCAUGGACAGAAUAGAAACGAGUGGCCAAAUCUGUUAGCAUUAAAAAAUAAACAACGCAGAGCGGUUUAACCGCUUGUAUUCUUUGGACCGGGUCCAUUCAAAAUAUCCCCUAUUCUAAUCUGUGGUUUCAAAUAUAAAGGAAAUAUUCCGCUAAAGGAACAAAACUCAAACGACCUAAAAAUUGCCUUCCGGUGUUUUGUGUUCCCUUUAAUCGGACAACUCCUGCUUGGAAACCGUAACAAAACAAAACAAAACAAAAUACAAUAUAUUAUAGAAAAGCAACUACUGGUUUAUGUCAUAAUAAAAAAAACAGAAAAAAAAAACUGAUUUUGAAUGGUUUUAUUAAGAGUUUCUCUGCUAGAGCAUUCGAGGGAACACCCAACACUUAUUUUUUAAAUCAUUCUUUAUUUAAGAGUUUGACAGGUUUAUGGUAGGAACAGUUUAUAUGAAAAGAAAUGACACUGCAAUGCAUAGCCAUAACACGCCAGUUAUAGUUACAGAAUCGCCCUGUGCUUUGAAUAGCGUUGGUCCAAUAAGAUAUUUCAGUUAAACAGGACACACAUGGUGAGCAGUAAAGACCUAUAGAGCCUCCAAGAUGUUGGAUGGUUUCGAUCAGACCAUGCAUGUCUCUGCAGUGGUCAAUACAAGCAACAAAUACUCGCACCAGUGCAUGUCUUACGUAAGUGUACAAUGCGGACUGUUAAACCGGUCAUAUCACUGGUCUCUGCCCAGUGCCACUGCAAUCUGGGUAUGAUGGCAUUCUGUAGGGCCCUGGUCUGAUGGGUGAAAAGAGUAGGCACAGAGGACAAUACUAUGUACAUAAAAGAAAUAUGUGGUACGUGUUAUAUGAUGGGAAGUCCCAUGGUGUUGGUAGAAAAUGUAUGAAGGUCUGAGAAGGAAAGAGGAGAGAGAGGUAGAGUAUACAAGAACAGGUGGGAGUCUCCAGGAGGGCUCCCUGGGCACACCAUGAGGGAAGGGGCAGGAGAGGUAGAGUAGUAGUGUGGUAGAGGUAUCUCUGUCAGAGGUUCUGGUACAUAUACCAGCUCCUGUACAGUGUUUCGGUCAAAGGAGCACACCAGGGAUAGUAAGAUUAAAUAUUAAGUUCCUCCAGCCAGUUUGUUUUUCCAUGUUGAUUCUAUCAGUGAGUUUCUCUACAACUUUAUGUUCAGGACAUCUAUAGGUAGAGAUACCACCAAGGUCCAGCUGGAGCCAAAAGGUGCCCCACUAAAAAUGACUUCUGGGACACCCAACAUUUCUUGAAACUUCAAAACUAAAACAUUGAUGAGCAGGGAGGCCAGUGAGGGGUCAGUAGUUUAAAUAGUUACAGUUAUUUAAUAAAGUGAGAAUACAAAGUGUCAGCUGAUCACUCUCAGCCAAUGAAAUGAGUGUCAGUGCGCAGAAUUGAACGGAGUCAGCCCAGAACUCUUGUUUUGCGCUGGGUAAUGAUGCCCUAUACAGACUCCCAUAACCAUAACCACUUCAUAUAAUUACACGACAGCUAUGCAUCAUGUGAUUGAUUCCCGUUAGCGGAAAGAAAAGUACUAUGAGCCAGCAUUAAUAUUAAUUAUAUUGAACACAUUCAAUAAAUAAUAAUACAAGAUUGUUACCAAGUAGCAAAAUUAAAAAAGUUAAUUAAACUCACCUAAAAAAAGUGAGAAAAGCAAGUGGAAAGGCUGGUAAAACUUAGUGACACAGUGACAGCAAGUAGCGUGAUGUUUAAAGAAGGAUUUCCCAGGGCCCACGGCAGGUUACCCCCUUUCUUUCUUCGCAAAUUCAUAGUUCUGGGGUUUUAUAUAAACAAGGAUGAGUACUCUUGUUAUCAUACGAUCGGUUCUACAUUAUGAAACAUAAAUCAUUAAAAAAAACAAAGUAAAAAAUAAACAAAAAACCCACCCCACUUGUGCCAUGUGUUUUUGGAAGAAAUAUUGGAUUUAUUUUUUCCCAUGAUCCUUGUAUAUUGGCAUUGCUGCUGAACAGCGUGCAGUGAAAUCCUCAAUUAACCUCCUUGGUGUGAAAGGAUCUUAUUUUUGGUGGAGUGUGUGGAAGUGAGACGCAGAAUGAUUUAAUCUGCGCGGCAUUGAGUUUCCCAAAAUGACAUCAGAUUUACAUUGUAUAAAUAUUUAUAGAAUGUUUUCAUGAGAGCAAGAAAAAUAUCAAACGUUAAAAGGUCGUAAUGUAUAAACGUAACGAGAUCCUUUAAUUAGCCUUCUAUAUUUAUAUCACCCCCGUAUUCUAACUCUCACCCACUGGAAAUGUAGUCACGCAGCAGGAAACGCAAAUACGCCAAUAUUUCCAAGAAUGGGAGAAGAUAAAUAUUUAUAGCAAGUUUGGGCAGAAAGGGAUUGCUCCCACCAAAAUCAGAUCAUCUAUUAUAGCGGUAUUAUUAGGAAUACGUUGUAACAUUAAGAGGAAAUUUUAUAUUAAAAAGAAAAAAAAACACUUUAUAUGUAAACUCUUCCAAGCAUACGGAAUACUUAACAGUGACUGUGGCUUUCAAUAUAGUGUCGUAUUUAGCCCAGAAUUUCAUAUGGCUCCUGGCAUAAAAAUUAUUUUUUUUUUGUUUGCUUGUCCAACUAUGCUAUAUUAGACAUUUUUUUCCCCUAAUUCUGCUCUUAUAGUUCACAUUUUGUACGUUUCUGUGAACAUACAUCAUUAUUACACGCAGGGAUCCCUGCCACAGUCACAUGCUAUGUACAUAGAGUACUGCAAGGGUUAAUUUAAUGUACACAGUGUGCUCUGGGUGUGCCAGGACAAGUCUGCCACGUACAUUUAAAAAUAGAAAUAACCGUGAAUUUAAAAAGAACACAACUUACAGCUACAGGGUUAGUCACGAUGGCCAGAACUGCCAGGAAUUCAGAGUUUAUAUUUAAUUUCAGGCACAAAUAGCUGAGCUGAAAACAGAAUUCACCUAGAGAAUUUUUCUAAUUUAGCUAUAUCGACCUAACUUUUCAAAAUCACUUUGAAUUCCCAGAAAUUCUCACUAUAGGGAAUAACCCUCUUAGUUUUUGCGUUCACAAUCCAGUUGUUCCAAAAAAAACUUAAAGAAAAAAAAAAUCACACGUGAUGGUCUACCUUUAUUAAUAGUGGAUUCUCCAGUGCGAAAUACUAGGCAGAUCAAAGCCGACAAAGGACUUUCAAAGUCAGCAGACGUGAUAAAUCGCUAACUUUUUGGUCUUGAGACUGAAUACCGGACUCAACAUUUCAUUCCACUGGGCGUGUAAUCUCACAGUUUAGUAAAUAAACCUCUCUUAAUACUUCAGCUCUUUGAUACAGCUCCAUCUGUGUUAUACGUGACUCCUCCAUCUAUAAAACGGUCUGUAUAGAGUGCUACCUUCUUCUUUUUGGGAUUUAUUUUGACAAGUUUUUAUUGAGGGAUUACUGGACAAUUAAAGUCCUCAAGUAGAUGGGAUUUAAAAAAUAAAUGGUCUGAAAGAAUUCUAGAUAUGCAUGUAAAACCUGCGGGGCAGUCCGUCUGGUUUUCGGAGGUAGUUUGUCUGGUUUUUAUAACUGCCAGGUAGGUUUAGAAAAAGCAGGUACUGAGACUUACACAGCUGAUACACUCGACAGUUGUCAAAUCAUAGCUGCAUCUUAAUGGUGUCGCUAAUUAUUUUCCAUUUCACACAGUGAAGAGAAACACUGAGGUCUGAGUGGUUUAUUGUACAAGAUACCUGUGUGAUGUCCAAGGGAGAAUCAAUACAAGAUCGGAACAAGGGCAUGCCUUACUCACAAUGUAUACAAUAUUUGGGUUACGUAAUCGGACAUAUAUUACAAAGCAGAAUUUAUUGAUGCGCAGUUCCAAUUUGGUAUUUAACCACCUAUUGUAAAAAAAUACAUUAUUUAUAAAUAACUUAAAUCUGAUACAGCAUUUCUAUUUAAAAUCUUUAAAUAUAUUUUGGGACGAUAUACUAUAAGCCCUCCUGUACAUCAUUCUCGCACUUUGUACACAUCUUUCAUUGACACUCACUUAUUAGAACUCACACAUGAUGGCCUUGAUUUAAUAUUGUUAUAUAAAAUUUUAAAACUAUUUAAUAUUUUUGAAUAAAAACUUUUAAAGUAAUUUAAUAUUAUGAAACAUUUUAAAUUGUAUGAUUUAUAUAUAUAUAUUGUUUAAAAGAGUAUAUUUUAUAAUAUUUAAAUGUAUUGAAAAAUAUAACAUUUUAAAGUUUACCCAAAAAGAUUAAGUUAUUUGAACAGCCUAUCCAACAACAGUAUCUUGAGGCCAUUCCCAAAAAAACAAAACACUUUUAGGCAAACUCCACAAAUUCAGGGUUUAGUUUGUAAUCUGUUCACAGCUUGCCCUCUUAUAUUUUUCAUCCAGUGAGGAUACAGACAGAAUUCACAUCGCGGUCAGUGACCAGAACAUCUGCAAAAUGUUUUACACGUACAUUGGAACCUCUCUAAAUAUAUUUUGCGCAGAUGGAAGCUGAUAAUUAAUUUGAUAAUUUUAUGUAUCGGGGCUUUGUUCAUGGGGCUGUCAUAUAAAAUGUGUGUUUUUUUUUUAUUCCACUAGGCGACCAGAUGAACCCCCACUGGACCGUGGAUUUAUCCCCUGGUUGGGUCACGCGCUGGAAUUCGGAAAAGAUGCUGCCAAGUUCCUGUCACAAAUGAAGGAAAAACAUGGAGAUAUAUUCACAGUAAGUAUCGCUUCAUCACGUUAUGGUUAUCUUGAGCGCCAUUAGUUAUGUCUUGUCGAUCAGUGGAAAAUAUUUGGCUUUGUAUGGGAGUGAAUUUAAUUUAACUGAUUUACAGUAACUAGCGAAGCAUAGUUAUCUGAAAACCUUUGCUUAUAAAUCUAGUUCUGAAACUGCCGGGGAUUCGAAAUGUGACUCAAAAUAAUUCCCACCUGACCCAAGAUAAUUCUCACAUUAUUCAGAAGAACCAAACCAGUAGGAGUUAGUUCUCUAAACUGGGAAGUGGUGGGAAGAAUUGACAAACGCAUAGCAAGGUAUCGGCUUAUUCAAUAACCCUACAGGGACCGAGUAUUAUGUUUGCUUUGUUUAAAAAGAGUCUCCUGUAUUUACUGCAAACACAUUGAUUUACAGCUUCCACAGUGAACAUUAAAAAGGAGAACAUUUUAUUAUUAUAAACUUUAUUAAUGUUUUAUCUGUGUAAAAAUGUAUGGUCAACGCCAGAGCAUGCAUCACUUAGAAAACCAUAACUACUGAACCGUAUUCCAAUAGUGUAUCAGAAUUAGACGAUUGUAAACCUGCGCCUUCUGUAUUUAUCCACGCAGCCAUCGCUGACCGUUUGACCCAUUUGUUUAUGUGCGUUUAUAACAGAUAAUAAGAGAAAUAGCCGGUAUACAGAGACAUAACACAUCCCACAUAGCAGACAUGCAUUAGACACAACACACGCCAACUUGUUUUGUAUAUAAACAUUGCUUUUAGUGUAUAUAGUCGUAUUCUAUAUACAUCAUUUACUACUUUUUUUCCUGGCCACUUAUAUGUAGCGUAUCCCAGUACAACUCUGUCCUGCAAUGCUGGGAUUCUACAUUAACUCGCCUGUUGGACAGAGUUACAUCUCUGACGCCCUUACCUGCUCCAAUAUAUCAAUAGAUUAUCUGUAACUUGCUUCUGAUUUGGAGGAAACAAGAAUCAGGAAGUAUCUUUCUCACUCACUUACCUCUGUGAAAAGAAAUAAUGCAUCUAUGUAGCAGAAUGAAAAUGAGGAUAUCUAAAAUGGAAAGAGAAUACACAUUUAUAGUGAGCCACCCGCCUAUUGGGAUGUCUGAUGUCUGACCCUGGCUGCGGGGUAGAAAGCCCCAGUAUGAACUACAGCAGCAUCACUGGCAACAGAAUGGACACUGCCUAUUGGGUGGGAUUCGGAAACAAACACAGUGUGCUGUGGAGUUAUGUAACACACUGACAAUGUACCAACUGCUGUCAUUGGAACUCUCUGAUUGCCAAAAUAUCCUUUACAUCUAGAAACAUUCCAGUUUAUUCUUCCUGGUAUAACAUUUUAUAAAUAACAAUUUAACAAAAAACAAAAAAAAGUUUCUCUAAAUGUCAGAUUUUACAACUGUCGAUUAAAGAACAGUUCACACAUAAAAAUACAGUUUUAAAUGUUAAAAAUGGGAAUUCAGUUCCACCAUACGGUCAUAUUGUGUUAAGCCCACCACUACUUCACAGUACCCCAAUAUCGGUGGGUCCUACACUGAUUACAUCACAGUACCCCAAUAUCGGUGGGUCCUACACUGAUUACGUCACAGUACCCCAAUAUCGGUGGGUCCUACACUGAUUACGUCACAGUACCCCAAUAUCGGUGGGUCCUACACUGAUUACGUCACAGUGCCCCAAUAUCGGUGGGUCCUACACUAAUUACGUCACAGUACCCCAAUAUCGGAGGGUCCUACACUAACUACAUCACAGUACCCCAAUAUUGGUGGGUCCCACACUAAUUAUGUCACAAUACCCCAAUAUCGGUGGGUCCUACACUAAUUACAUCACAGUACCCCAAUAUCAGAGGGUCCUACACUAAUUACGUCACAGUACCCAAAUAUCGGUGGGUCCUACACUAAUUACGUCACAGUACCCAAAUAUCGGUGGGUCCUACACUAAUUAUGUCACAGUUCCCCAAUAGCGGUGGGUCCUACACUAAUUAUGUCACAGUACCCCAAUAGCAAUGGGUCCUACACUAAUUACAUCACAGUACCCCAAUAGCGGUGGGUCCUACACUAAUUACGUCACAGUACCCCAAUAGCGGUGGGUCCUACACUAAUUAUGUCACAGUACCCCAAUAGCAGUGGGUCCUACACUAAUUACAUCACAGUACCCCAAUAGCGGUGGGUCCUACACUAAUUACAUCACAGUACCCCAAUAGCGGUGGGUCCUACACUAAUUACGUCACAGUACCCCAAUAUCGGUGGGUCCUACACUAAUUACGUCACAGUACCCCAAUAUCGGUGGGUCCUACACUAAUUAUGUCACGGUACCCAAAUAUCGGUGGGUCCUACACUAAUUACAUCACAAUACCCCAAUAGCGGUGGGUCCUACACUAAUUAUGUCACAGUACCCCAAUAGCGGUGGGUCCUACACUAAUUACAUCACAGUACCCCAAUAUCGGUGGGUCCUACACUAAUUACGUCACAGUACCCCAAUAUCGGUGGGUCCUACACUAAUUACGUCACAGUACCCCAAUAUCGGUGGGUCCUACACUAAUUACGUCACAGUACCCCAAUAUCGGUGGGUCCUACACUAAUUAUGUCACGGUACCCAAAUAUCGGUGGGUCCUACACUAAUUACAUCACAAUACCCCAAUAGCGGUGGGUCCUACACUAAUUAUGUCACAGUACCCCAAUAGCGGUGGGUCCUACACUAAUUACAUCACAGUACCCCAAUAUCGGUGGGUCCUACACUAAUUAUGUCACAGUGUCCAAAUAUAGGUGGGUCCUACACUAAUUACAUCACAGCACCCCAAUAUCGGUGGGUCCUACACUAAUUAAGUCACAGUACCUCAAUAUCGGUGGGUCCUACACUAAUUAUAUCACAUUACCCCAAUAUCGGUGGGUCCUACACUAAUUACAUCACAGUACCUCAAUAUCGGUGGGUCCUACACUAAUUAUGUCACAGUACCCCAAUAUCGGUGGGUCCUACACCAAUUACAUCACAUUACCCCAAUAUCGGUGUGUCCUACACUAAUUACAUCACAGUACCUCAAUAUCGGUGGGUCCUACACUAAUUAUGUCACAGUACCCCAAUAUCGGUGGGUCCUACACCAAUUACAUCACAGUACCCCAAUAUCGGUGGGUCCUACACGAUUACGUCACAGUACCCCAAUAUCCGUGGGUCCUACACCAAUUAUGUCACAGUACCCCAAUAUCAGUAGGUCCUACACCAAUUACAUCACAGUACCCCAAUAUCGGUGGGUCCUACACGAUUACGUCACAGUACCCAAUAUCCGUGGGUCCUACACCAAUUAUGUCACAGUACCCCAAUAUUGGUGGGUCCUACACAAAUUCCAACAUGGGAGACAAAUUAAAUAGUGCUAAAUAGUGCUAAAUAUUUAAUUAAUCUGUUGUAAGAGACAGAUGGGGAUCUACCUUUUGGCCACUUUUGGGCCCAAAAUGAUUUCUUGCGCCAGGGUCCUCUCUACAAUUCAUGGUUUCCGUGCCAAGUUACAAUGACUCGGGUUCCCUCUAAGCAUUAUUAUUUUUUUUUUUUUUUUACACGUCCAGCAAUGAAACAGAAAGAUCCCCCAUUGCAGUUUGCUCUGAGGAUCGUAUCUUAAACACUGAGCCAACAAGACUUAGAAUGUUAAAGGUACGAUAGUGUCAGGCUCAGACUCCAUAGAACCUUCUACAAAUCUCUAUAACAAAGGCUUGACGGCUGGAUAUAAAGUGGAUCUUUAAGCUACACACAUGGAUAGACGGUGGUUUAAAUGCACACUUUGAAGUGGCCUGCUUUGAACCAUUUAAUAAUAAUUACUAAAAUAUAUCACGCCAUUGUCCCUUCUUAUCUCUAGUUAUUUUCUUUGACAAUCUGCGUGUCCUGCUCACCAUAAUAAUUUGCAGUUCAGACUAUAGCUAUACUGCGUCGGCGUCCAUGGUGUGGAUGUCUGGAGCCGUUGUAGAUUAUAUCCUAUAAUCUACCUUUUGUGCUGUAAUCGGUCUAGGGAGUUUAUGAACACUCUUGAUUUUGUAAUUUUCUUAAAUUAAUAUUUGUGUAAUUUCCUUCCACUAGGAGUAUUAUUGCAAAAUAAUUGGUUAAGUAAAAAAAGCCGACUACGUAAAGUUAAAAGACAGAAUCUAUUAAACAGAAUUUUUUUUUAAAUUCUAGAUCUACUGCGAUAUUUAUCUGUAUUUGACGUGACAUAAACAGAGUUGUAUUAUUCACUAAUCUGUGAAUUAGGAAUUUACCAGGAAAAUGACAUAUUUAAGCCAAUAUACCUAAACUUGAAUUUAUCCUGUUACGACACGUACCAUCGGGUAGAUGAAGCCGCCGUUUAGGCAAUAAUCCCCUUCUCCAGAAAUGCAGUUUAAAUCCAGCCGAUCGCCAAACUCCCGAACGAAGUCCACGAACACGGCAACUCCCGAUCAGCCAAACAGUCGAACGCCUUCCACAGCUAGAAAUAACGAAAGCGCUGUCCCAGUAAUAAUUCCCCCCACAAACGAGACCAAGCUCCGUCUUGAGGGUCAAAUGAAGAUCUGUUUAAUGGGGGCUACCUGCCCGGUAUUUAUGCAGGUCUCCACAAGGUGGACACUCCCCGAGGGGACCUUGUGGAAGACUGUAACACAUAUUGGACAGUAGCCAAUCGCAGUGGCUUCAAUAAUAGCCCUUCCCAUCUUGCCCAUAAUUCCGUCUUCUGUACCUUGGAGAUAAUUGGGGAAGAAACCUAAUUAUCUCCCAAGGUAGAGACCAUCGCCAUCUUAAAUUACAGUAACAAAAAGACAUUAAAAUACAUAACUACAGAAAUACCGAAUGCAUAUGGUUCGUGUAACGUAUCCCCAGACAGCCUGGAUCCGAGGGCAUGUUUUCACCGAAUAGCGCUCAGAUCCGAUGUAUCUAGUCGAAUCGCCAUGGAGUCAAAGUCUUUCACCAGUCCUUCGGUAUACGAAUGACUCCAUGGGAUGGCUGUCGGGGUAAAAGUCCAUACGACUGAAUAAAACUCCCGAACGACCGACGUUCGCAUGCCUUGUCGAAAAGGAAGGAAAGCAGCAGCUUUUCAGCGGUGUUCGGUAGUUUAAGUGUCCGUUUUUAGUUCCAUACAGUUUGUACCGAACACCGCUCUGUGUUCGUAUGUCCCAAAAUGGCCGCUGCCUCGUGGUCGACAUGCGAACGACGACCACCCGUACGAAUGGAAUGGAGAGGUGUCUGCGGUUAACCACAACGUUCUAAUUGGGGCCAAGAGGUUAACCAGCAGCACACUCCUCUCCUGGGUGGUCGUUCGUUCGGUAGUUUCAAUCGGCAUUUUGCAAAUACACGAACGGGGGUAUAUGAACAGGCAAUUCCGCGAACAAAGGGAAACAGACGAACCAACAAUGCAGAUGAAUCUGUCACACGGCUCCCCCCUUGUGGGACACUCCGGCAGACCCGGCUUGACCCUUUAGCGGGUCAACGUGGGGAUGACCGGACUAAGAUGGGGUGAGGAUGUCGGUUUGCCUGGACAAUCCAUCUGCGUUCCCAUUCUGCUUACCGGGUCGAUAAGUGAUGGUGAAGUUAUAUGGCUGUAGUGCUAAACUCCACCUCAGCAGUCUGCCAUUGUCUCCAGAGACCCGGUUAAGCCAGACAAGGGGAUUGUGGUCCGUCACAAGGGAAAAUUCCUGUCCAUAUAAAUACGGGCUUAGCUUCUUCAAUGCCCACACCAGGGCCAAACAUUCCUUCUCCACUGCCGCAUAACUCACUUCUCUGGGUAACAACUUUCUGCUGAGAUAUGCGACAGGGUGCUCUCCUCCAUCUUCCCCGACCUGGCUCAGCACAGCCCCCAGUCCAUACAUGGAAGCAUCUGUAUGGACGAGAAAACGUUUGUUAGGGACUGGGGCAGCCAGGACAGGGGCAUUCACAAGAGCAUGUUUGAGUGCUUGGAACGCAGCUUCACAAGCCGGAGACCACAGGACCUGCUUAGGAAGAUUUUUCUUGGUCAAGUCAGUCAGGGGUUUAGCAAUAGAGCUGUAGUCGGGGACGAAGCGUCUAUAGUACCCUGCUGUCCCUAGGAAGGCUAACACCUGGGUCUUGGUGAUAGGUGUGGGCCAGUUGGCAACUGCCUCUAUCUUGGCUGGCUCUGGCCUCUGGCUCCCACACCCUACUCUGUGACCCAGGUACUGCACUUCAGCCAUGCCUAAAUGGCACUUCUCUGGCUUCAAUGUCAGGCCAGCGGCCCGAAUCUUGUCCAGCACUACCCCUACAUGUACUAGGUGUUCUUCCCAGGACUCACUGUAGAUCGCAAUGUCAUCCAGGUAUGCACAAGCAAAUUCCUGGAAUCCAUCAAGAAGUCUAUCCACCAUACGCUGGAAGGUAGCCGGGGCAUUCUUCAUCCCAAAUGGCAUGACCUUAAAUUGGUACAGGCCAAAUGGGGUGACGAAGGCCGACUUGGGGAUAGCAUCCUCGGCCAGGGGAAUCUGCCAGUAGCCUUUGCACAGGUCUAUGGUGGUCAGAUAGCGUCCCCUGGCAAUGCGAUCUAGCAAUUCGUCUACCCGAGGCAUCGGGUAGGCGUCAGUGGUGGUCCGCUCAUUGAGACGCCUGUAGUCCACACAGAACCGGGUGGUCCCAUCCUUCUUGGGCACCAGGACUACAGGCGAGGCCCAAGGGCUAUCGGAGUGUUCGAUGACCCCCAGCUGGGUCAUCUCCUGUAUCUCCUUCCGCAUUCCUUCCCGGACUGCUUCAGGGAUACGGUAAGGGGGUUGUCGCAGAGGGUUCUGUCCAGGGGUUUCUACCUUGUGUACAGCUAGGGUAGUGUAACCAGGUUCUUGGGAGAAGGUCGCCUGCUUUUCCCACAAAAGCUGUCUUGCCUGGCCCUUCUCGGUAGCGCUCAAUCUGUCCCCUAGCUGUACUAGGCUAGUAAGAUCCGUCUGGGGGUCCCUCUCUAACAGGUCUGGCAAGGGUAAACUUUCUGUAUCAUCUGCAGCAGGGGCACAUACUGCAGCGACAUUCUCCGGUCUCUCCUGAUACUCCUUUAGCAUGUUCACAUGGAAGGAUCGCUGGAUCCUUUCAUCUGAACAGCUGGCUAUAAGGUAGGUAGUAUCACAUAUCUGUGCUAACACCUUAUACAGGCCCUGCCAAGAUGCCUGCAUCUUGUUCGCCUUCACAGGUUUGAGCACUAGUACUUUCUGCCCAACCUGGAAAACUCGCUGUCGGGCACCCCGAUCGUACCACCUCCUCUGUCUCCCCUGAGCCACCUGGAGAUUCUCCCUUACCAUUAGGGACAGUUUCUCCAUGCGGUCCCGGAGUUCCAGAACAUAUGGUACUAUGGGGGUCCCUUCCUGCUCUGUCUCCCCCUCCCAGUGGCCUCUAAUGAGAUCUAGGGGUCCGCGGACCCUUCUCCCAUAUAGCAACUCAAAGGGGGAGAACCCAGUAGAUUCCUGGGGCACCUCUCUGUAGGCAAACAACAGAUGAGGCAGGAAUCGCUCCCAGUCUCUGCAAGUGUCAGAAAAGGUCCUCAGCAUCUGUUUGAGGGUGCCAUUAAAUCGCUCGCAGAGACCGUUAGUCUGUGGAUGGUAAGGUGAGCUAAGCAGCGGUUUAAUACUGCACACCUUCCACAGUUGCUGGGUGAGCACAGCGGUGAAUUGGGUUCCCUGGUCAGAGAGAAUCUCCUGAGGGAACCCGACUCUGGUAAAAAUCCUAACCAGGGCAUCAGCAACUGUCUCUGCCUCUAUAUUAGACAGCGCUACUGCCUCUGGAUAGCGAGUGGCAUAAUCCACCACGGUGAGAAUAUAUUUCUUACCGGAUGGACUAGCCCUGGCCAGUGGACCCACAAUGUCAACGGCUAUGCGGGCAAAGGGCUCCCCAAUGAUAGGCAUAGACAUAAGCCUAGCUCUUGGGUGGUCCCCCCGCUUUCCUAUCCGUUGACAUGUGUCACACGUACUGCAGUAUGUCCGCACAGCCUGAUUGAAGUUUGGCCAAAAAAAGUUCUGCAUGAUCCUAUAAGCUGUGCGGCAGGAACCUAGAUGUCCAGCUAACGGAACAUCAUGCCCUAUCCGCAGAAUCUCCUGCCGGUAUUUCGCGGGCACUACCAGCUGUCGAUUCGGCGGAGGGGCAACACUCUUCGGGGAAAGCUUGGGGAUCCUAUACAACCUGUCCCCCACCCACUCAUACCGUUCCCCAUCUAAUCCUUCCUCUCCAGUAUCUGCUCUGUCCCUAUACUUCUGGAGGGUCGAAUCUGUCUGAGUUUCCCUCCCAAACUCCUCUGGGGAAUCCCAGUUAACAAAGGUCUGUGCUAUGGUACCAGUCGGGGACUGCUACCUGGGUCUCAGCAGCAGGUGGGCUGGUUCCAGCAGCACAGGUCUGGGCACGGGUAGUCACUGGGUUGAUAGCGGCAGGUCCCAUUGGAGCAUAAGCGGACACCAAAGGGGCCAAGUCAUUCCCAAGCAAAACAUCGGCCGGUAAGUCUUUCAUGACCCCCACAUUCACGUGUCCAGAGCCCACCCCCCAAUCCAAGUGAACCCGGGCAACCGGUAAACGGAACACUGCACCUCCCGCCACCCUCACUGCCACAGUAUCUCCAGUGUGCUGGUGUUCGGAAACAAGGUUCUUUUGGAGCAAAGUCAUAGUGGCUCCGGUGUCUCUCAGACCAAUUACUGCUUUGCCAUUCAGUUUAACGGUCUGUCUGUGCUGUUGACGGUUAUCCUGCUGCGCUGCUUGUACUGGAUCUGCCUCAUGUAGUAUACCCCAAAAUUCCUCCUGCUCAAGACAGUGAGCGGAAGGUGGAGGUGGCUGCUGAUUUCCGCCGGCUGGUCUUCUCCACGACUGGGCUUGGCUUGAAUUGUUUAAUGGGCACUCGGGUCGCUUGUGCCCCAACUGCUUACACCCAUAGCAACGGAUCGGCUGUGAGUAAUCCCGGGCGUUGAACCGGGCUGGCUGAACGUAAUUGUUCGCUGUUGGCAUGGUGGGGGUGCGUUGUGCUGGGUGUUGAUACACGGCAGAGGUUGAAGGAGCUGCUGGUUUGUACUCCACUCGGGUAGGGACCUUGGCUGCUGUCUGGUCCAGUUUCCUGGCGUCAGUGUACUCAUCAGCCAGACGAGCAGCUUCGGGUAAGGUAGCGGGUUUGCGGUCCCUAACCCACUCUCUGACUCCUACAGGUAAGCGGUCAAAACAGUGCUCCAACAAAAACACUUGCAGCACCUCUUCCCCAGUUACCGCUUGGCACCCUGCCAUCCAGUGGGCUGCGGUGCGGUGCACUCGGCAUGCCCACUCAACAUAAGAAUCACCAGCCUGCUUGUUAGUGUCCCGGAAUCGCCGCCGGUAUGCCUCCGGGGUCACAGCAUAUCUGGCCAAAAGGGCAUCUUUCACUGCCCUGUAGCUGGUAAGUUCCUCCUCUGGGAUGGCCCGAAACGCCUCACUGGCCCGGCCGGAUAACUUCCCAGAGAGGAUGGGGACCCAUUCUCCUGCGGGUACCUGGUGUAAGGCACAUUGCCUUUCAAAAUCCGCCAGGAACCCAUCGAUUUCUCCUUCGGCUUCUACAAAGUUCCGAAAUGCAGCAAAAGGUACUUUUCUCCUUCCAUUAUUAUUAUUAUUAUAAGGUACCUCAGCUGCUGCAGCGCCUCUUCCUUGAAGCGCCUGUUGUGCUGCUACUGCUGCUUGCACUUGCACCACAAUAUCUGCUGCGGGGUUGGGGCCAAAAUGUGCCAGCCUGAUCUGAACUGCCCGGUUAAACUGUAUCUCCUCGGGUGUUAACUCCAGUAUGCCAGGCACAUUCGCUCCCCCCGCUCCCUGUGCUGCAUCCAUUUCCAAUAGUAUCGAAAUAAUCUCUCUUUUCUUGAGAUUACUCGCUGAUCGUCCUCUGCGCUCCAAUAUAUCUUUAAGGGUAGCACGCCUUAACUCCUCAUACUGCAUUUCCAACCUGGGAUGUGUAGCUGGCCUUCUGGGCUGUAGGAUUCAUCCCGUCGCUUGCCACCAAUUGUUACGACACGUACCGUCGGGUAGAUGAAGCCGCCGUUUAGGCAAUAAUCCCCUUCUCCAGAAAUGCAGUUUAAAUCCAGCCGAUCGCCAAACUCCCGAACGAAGUCCGCGAACACGGCAACUCCCGAUCAGCCAAACAGUCGAACGCCUUCCACAGCUAGAAAUAACGAAAACGCUGUCCCAAUAAUAAUUCCCCCCACAAACGAGACCAAGCUCCGUCUUGAGGGUCAAAUGAAGAUCUGUUUAAUGGGGGCUACCUGCCCGGUAUUUAUGCAGGUCUCCACAAGGUGGACACUCCCCGAGGGGACCUUGUGGAAGACUGUAACACAUAUUGGACAGUAGCCAAUCGCAGUGGCUUCAAUAAUAGCCCUUCCCAUCUUGCCCAUAAUUCCGUCUUCUUUACCUUGGAGAUAAUUGGGGAAGAAACCUAAUUAUCUCCCAAGGUAGAGACCAUCGCCAUCUUAAAUUACAGUAACAAAAAGACAUUAAAAUACAUAACUACAGAAAUACCGAAUGCAUAUGGUUCGUGUAACGUAUCCCCAGACAGCCUGGAUCUGAGGGCAUGUUUUCACCGAAUAGCGCUCAGAUCCGAUGUAUCUAGUCGAAUCGCCAUGGAGUCAAAGUCUUUCACCAGUCCUUCGGUAUACGAAUGACUCCAUGGGAUGGCUGUCGGGGUAAAAGUCCAUACGACUGAAUAAAACUCCCGAACGACCGACGUUCGCAUGCCUUGUCGAAAAGGAAGGUAGGCAGCAGCUUUUCAGCGGUGUUCGGUAGUUUAAGUGUCCGUUUUUAGUUCCAUACAGUUUGUACCGAACACCGCUCUGUGUUCGUAUGUCCCAAAAUGGCCGCUGCCUCGUGGUCGACAUGCGAACGACGACCACCCGUACGAAUGGAAUGGAGAGGUGUCUGCGGUUAACCACAACGUUCUAAUUGGGGCCAAGAGGUUAACCAGCAGCACACUCCUCUCCUGGGUGGUCGUUCGUUCGGUAGUUUCAAUCGGCAUUUUGCAAAUACACGAACGGGGGUAUAUGAACAGGCAAUUCCGCGAACAAAGGGAAACAGACGAACCAACAAUGCAGAUGAAUCUGUCACAUAUCCCAUUCACUUAAUUUUGCCUAAAAAUUUGCGUUUUCUAGUCCGUUCCCUACAACUCACUGCUGAGCGAAUAAUCUGGCAAAUUAAGUGGUUUUUGUUGUGUGUGUUUUGUUUACUUUGUCCAAAUGUCCUGUUUUUGUUUGUACAGAAGAUUAUUUUAAAAUUGUUAGAAUCAGUAAAAACCUUUUAUCUUUCCCAUUUUCUCAGACUAGAACUGCACAUCAAUUAUCUUUCAAUUAAACUAUCUGCAUUUGUGCCAUAAAUCCCACUGCUUACAUUAUCAGUGGCCUAUGAUUAAGCACCCAUAAAUCCCACUUUGCUCACCUUAUCAGUGGCCUAUGGUUAAGCACCCAUAAAUCCCACUUUGCUCACCUUAUCAGUAGCCUAUGGUUAAGCACCCAUAAAUCCCACGUUGCUCACCUUAUCAGUGGCCUAUGAUUAAGCACCCAGCUUAUGAAACUCAUUAAAUGUAAGUGAACUUGCAGUAAGAAUGAUGGUUUGGCCUGUAUGGAAUCUAACAUACGUGCGAUUUCUAUUCAUCUGUUGUAAGCUUCGCCACAGGUCCUUUGGAGCCUUCCAGUCAAUGUUCGUUCCCAUUCUAGUAAGGGGAUUAACAUCUAAACAGUAAGUUAAAGUGAUGUAGACAAUAAAAGACAAAGGGGAUGCAUUCUUUAACUGAACCCAAUUGCAUUCGUUUUAUAAUUACAAGUCAGAUUUUAUUGAAUGACCCCCUCAGUCUAAAAGAAUGUCAUGUUUGUAGAAUAGGAAUCUGUUUGUAUUUUCUAAGCUAGAUUUUAGAAAUCUAAUUUAAAUGGAAUUUUGAAAGCGCAUCAAAAAAAUGUUAUUUUUUGUACAUCAUUUUUUUCUAAAUAAAUUCCAGAUCUGAUCCCAUUCCCUUUUAAACUUGUUUAGUCAGAGUGUUUGGUUUUAAAGUCUUUGUAACUAAUCUGUUCCAUAUUUUUACAUCUUAGAACUAAAGAAUAAUGAGUGGAAAUCUGUGGCCAUGGGAUUUCUUAACAUGUGAAUGCGUUGGGAAUAUGACAGCACGGCUUAACUAGACUUUAAGUGUGAAUACUUCUAAAGCUGGCUGACAGUCACUGCUUGCAACAAGAGGAUACUGGUUUAAAUACAUUUCUGGUAACAAGGGUUUUAACAUACAGUUUGUUAGUUUUGGUAUGUUCAACACAGUCAGAAAAGGUUCACUCCAUCAAUAUAGCAAUUCAACAUUCCCUACUUCCAAGGUAGAUGAAAAAACUAAUAUUGAGUUGGGUAAUCUAAUUUAUUCUGCUACAGUUUCCAAUGCGUUUCGUUAAGCUUUUUACAAAUUAAUUUCUCCAUGAUACCAGACCCCUCAAAUACGACUUGUAUACAACUAUUAGUUAUCUUUCCUGGAGCGGUUGUUGUUUUUUUGGCAGAACAUGUCUGUUGGCGCUGUCCGUUGGAUCCAAUUAUAAUAGAUAAAUAAAAACAUUAGGAUUUAUUUUAUGCUUUCGUUUAAAGAGAUCAUUUUAAGAGAUUUUAAAAUCCUGAAUCGUGUGUUAAGGAAAAUCUUACCAUUGUAUCUUAUUAACCCUGUAAGGACCAAACCUCUGGAAUAAAAGGGAACCAUGACAUGUCACACAUGUCAUGUGUCCUUAAGGGGUUAAAGGACUGCAAAGCAAUCAGAUAGUCGGUUAUGAAAAUUAAACUCCUGCCGUCCAGCUACCUUGAAUCAGAACUUGGCAAGAUGGACAGUUUACUUCCAAAGGAGUCUUUGAAGUGUAAUAAUGAAUGCAUCAUUUCAAAAGUUACUUUAAGCGCAAUGUACACAAGGAUUUAAUCAUCUACAAAAUGCUACAGAAAACAACCAAAAAAAAGUCUGCUUUAGAGUGAAUCUAGACCUUUCCUGUUUAACAUUUCCAUAAGCAGUGGAUAUAUUAUUUAUUGUACAGAUAUAUGAUACAUUGUAUGACAUGCACAGCUAGCAAUUAAAUGCUUGCCUCCAGCUACGUUGCCGCCUUGAAUCCCAGAUUCAAACUAAUGUUACACACACCCUCUGUUCGAUUUACUCCCUGACUAUCUCUUAUCUGAUUGGUCUUAUCUGUUUAACGCAAAAACCACUGUGUAGAUUGUGGUGUGUGACUGGGUCCUCUUCCUAUAUUCCAUGGUACAGUGUUUGUAAUCUCACAGCUACUACAGAUCUAUCACAGUAGGUAUUGGAGCAAUGUACUAUGUACCUACUUUUACGUUGAGAAGAAACCCUACCUGCAAAUACCUAUAUAUUUGACACGUUAAUGUGUUUAUAUAUUAUUUAUGAGGAAAAGCAGUUAUUCUGAACAUCUGAAUGAUUAUUAUAGAUUCAUUGAUGACAUUUUCAUUAUUUGGUUAGACACACAAAUUGUCAACAAUCCCGAGAAGGUGUUCACUCCUUAAGAAACACCACUUCAUAGACAUCAAAAUUAGAGAAGGGACUCACCUCGGGUAUUGUUUAUAUCACAUACUCACCGACAUUUAAAGGAUUUAUUUUCUACGCACGGCUCCUCAGGUGAUUAAUCAGGAAUAAUUUACACAGGAAUAUGCGAGAUAUUGAACUGAAAUAAUUCUAUUUUCUGUAAAUGAUGAAUUAAUUUUUUUUUUUAAAAAGUAGCUUUGACUAAAGGCUCAGGAACACAGGAUAUCCACCAGAAAAGAAGGAUAAAUCAUUAUACCAAUUUCACGUUAUCAGUACCUCGGGUAGCACCAGAACUUUUUACAGCACUUGUAUUAACACAAUUCAUUAAAUAAGGGAAUUGCUCAGUUCCAGCCUGUACUGAAUCUUUUAAAUGGCCCUUCAGACCAACUGGAAGACUAUUUGUAGAAAACCAACAUUUUGUCUUUUAAAAGCGGUGAUUGUAAAGCUUCAAUGGACCAAGAUCCAUGAAAGAUGUCGGCACUUUGAUCCAAUCCGCUGUUAGCAAAGUUUUGAAAAUAUUUCUACCGAUCUCUGUUCUUUGUUAGAAUUUACAAGAAAGUUUUGAGCACGGAAACAUUGUAUGAGUUGACAUAUUCUUAAUCUAGAGCGAAAUGUCUAUCUCUGUCUGUAACUUUCGGUCAAUAUAUCUCCAUUGGGCAGAGAGAUUUAAGAACUUGAAAUCUUCUGCUGAAUUUCCUUCAUUCCAAAAAUAGAGAAAAAAAAAUAGUAUAUCAUUAAAUGGGAGGGAUUUAUCAAAGUGUUGUAACAUGAAGUGCAAGAAACUUAAAAAAAUUGAGAAAUUAUCAAUCUAUGGAACGUGAUUCCUAUGUCCACUGGUCUCCAAAGCAACAACCCUAUUUUUCUCGUUACAGCCCUUUCGCUAACCUCCCCCAAUGUGCAGUAAAUAUAGUUUUAUACGUUAUUAUAACAUAUCGUACCAUGGGGAGAGGGUGCAUACAAACAAGGGCAACUUGAUAUGUUUUUUUUUUUUUAGUCUAGAAAAGUGAGACAAAGUUCUAAAAUGGUGUAACGGUGAUUGCUCCACGUUUUGAACUGUGCUCAUUUUUAAUUUUUUACUUUCAUAAAUCUCCCAAACUCGAUCAUUUUAUUUAUCUUCUCCGUUUUUGCCACGAGUGGCGUACAAUAACAGAUGCAGUCAAGCAAAAAGUGCUGAAAAUUGGGGUAACAAACAAAUAAUUCCCCCCCCAUCCCCAAACAUUACAAUAUUCACAACUUGGCUAUUUGAUCUACAUUUUGUCAUUGAGUUUUCAAUUCACUACAGUUAAGCAACGAAACCAUUAAGAUUGUUCCUUCCUCUGCAUGACACAGUUACCCUUCUGUUGGUCUGUGCUGUGACCGGUCUCAGCCUACAGCGAUCCACCGUCAUUUACAGUUACUGCCGGAAUAAGUGGAUUUGGUUUGGUGUUUCCUGAGAUCUUGUCUGUUAGUGUACACACAGAAAGAGUCAUACAGUGUGUGUGUAUGGAGAACAUGUACCGUUUGUAUGUAUACGUGUGUAUGUAUGUGUGUGUGUGUAAUGUGCGGUGUGUAUGUAUGUGUGUGUGUGUGUGUAAUGUGCGGUGUGUAUGUAUGUGUGUAAUGUGCGGUGUGUAUGUAUGUGUGUGUGUAAUAUGCGGUGUGUAUGUAUGUGUGUGUGUGUGUGUGUAAUGUGCGGUGUGUAUGUAUGUGUGUGUGUAAUAUGUGGUGUGUAUGUAUGUGUGUGUGUGUAAUGUGUGGUGUGUAUGUAAUGUGUGGUAUGUAUGUGUGUGUGUGUAUAAUGUGCGGUGUGUAUGUAUGUAUAUGUGUGAUGUGUAUGCAUGUGUGUGUAUGUAAUGUGCAGUGUGUAUGUAAUGUGCGGUGUGAAUGUAUGUGUGUGUGUAAUGUGCGGUGUGUAUGUAAUGUGUGUAUAAUGUGCGGUGUGUAUGUAUGUGUGUGUGUAAUGUGGGGUGUGUAUGUAAUGUGUGGUAUGUAUGUGUGUGUGUAUAAUGUGCGGUGUGUAUGUAAUGUGUGUAUAAUGUGCGGUGUGUAUGUAUGUGUGUGUGUAAUGUGUGGUGUGUAUGUAAUGUGUGGUAUGUAUGUGUGUGUGUAUAAUGUGCGGUGUGUAUGUACGUAUAUGUGUGAUGUGUAUGCAUGUGUGUGUAUGUAAUGUGCAGUGUGUAUGUCUGUGUGUAGAUGUGUAACAUAUUUCUGCAUACAUUGCAUGUGUUUCUGUGUGUAUAUAAAUAGGGACAUGUACACACAUUACAUUGUGAGGACACUUGUUUGUCUAUGUAUCCAAGGAGAUGUGUCUGUGUGAAUGAAUUCUGUACACUGCAGCCGCUCUGUACCAUACACAUUUACCAUUCCUUAUCUUCUUGUCUCAUCAGUCAUACAUCACCAGCCACUCCUGGACUUCCAGAGUUAUAGAUCGGCUGUGACACACGGCCUGUAAUGUACACUUGUGAUGUUUAUAUUGGUUAUAUGUAAGUGGCUGCAAUGACAGCGCAUGCAGAGGUGGAUUAAUUCAGCAGUGAGUCACCUUCCCUGAAUGAAGGUUAUGUAACAUUAUAUCAUCGGAGUUUAAUGUAAUCGUAAUGCAAACUAUGAGCCAUAAUACAAAUAAACAAACAAAGAACUGCUAAUAUUUGGGAAGGAAUUGACAUUGCAUUAUGGAGACGGUUGACAGUGAAGUUUCGUAAUUCAUUGUUUCCGUGAUGUGAAAUAAGCAAGUUUUACAGUUCUUUAAAAAACUGUUUAUAUUUUUGCUUAAGCCAAAUAACCUGGAGCGCAUUCUAAGAUACGGUUUAAAAAAAAAUUAAAAACAUUUACAAGCUUAAAUGAUCUGUUGAAGCAAGAAUAAAGUCGUGUUUUGGGUGUAUCUUUUUAACCAUUGGCAACUUGGUAUUAAUUUCAGAAUAAACAGCCGGCUUGGAUGAAAUGUUUCACAUAUUAAAAUAAUGAGUCUCGUAUUAAGGCAGCUCAAAUCCCAUCACAAUUUUUUUUUUUUUUUUGUAAAUCUCUUCAUUUUGCAAGGGUUUAAGGUUACAGCAUUACAAUAAUUCACAGUUGUACAAUAAGCUUGGUACAAUACAAGUCAGAGCCAGUGACCCUGUACGGUGUUUCAAUCAUUAAAACUGCUAUUUGUUCUUCUUUUUUUUGUGUGUGUUUUUGUUUCUCAAAGCGUAGUUUUGUUAGUUGCGUAGGGUAUCUGAGUGUAACAUUGAGACUCGCAGGUCUCUGCAAUCAAAGUGUUUAUACAAUUCAAUAAUAUGCCGUGUGUACAGGUUGAAGGGAUAUCUAAGUGUUUACAAGUAUGGCGGCUUACUUAAUUCGGACUCCAAAGUGGCGUUGUUGGGUAUACAUUGCCGUGCGGAUAUGGUGGUGGUCAUUGGGUCGUGUUUCGUUACUGGUAAUAAACUUAGCAGAGAUUCACCUGCUUAUCUGUACUUGCUUUUCAGGUCAGGAUCCCUCUCUAGUCUAUUAUUGUGGUAAAUAGUUCCCGUGUGUUGGCUAAUAGUUUGUGUGGGAGAUGCCCUAGUCUCUAUUUCACUGAUGUGCUUGGCUAUGGGUAUUGUCGCCAAUCCUCGUGGCAGAGCCUGCGGUUCGCGUGGGUCCCUAGAACAUGUUUCACAUGUUAUUGUAUCCCAUCACAAUUUUAACAUUGACAAAAGUUUAACACAACUGAAUGCAUAGCUGACUUACAGACUUUUUUCCAGUUAAGCUAUUUUGACCUUAAAUUUAAAGUUUGCUUUCAAAUCCCGCUUAAAUAACUCUGACCGUUAUUAAAGGCUUUUUGAAGGAAGCAGGUAAGCAGUACAGGUAGUAAAGGCAGAAAGAAAAACGCAGUAAAGAAGGCUCGGGAUGUGUAUAAGGCUAACGCAGUAAAGGAAUAGAAGAAUGCUCGGGAUGUGUACAAGGAUAACACAGUUAAGGAAUAGAAGAAUGCUCGGGAUGUGUACAAGGAUAACACAGUAAAGGAAUUGAAGAAUGCUCAGGAUGUGUAUAAGGCUAACGCAGUAAAGGAAUUGAAGAAUGCUCAGGAUGUGUAUAAGGCUAACGCAGUAAAGGAAUUGAAGAAUGCUCAGGAUGUGUAUAAGGCUAACGCAGUAAAGGAAUUGAAGAAUGCUCAGGAUGUGUAUAAGGCUAACACAGUAAAGGAAUUGAAGAAUGCUCAGGAUGUGUAUAAGGAUAACACAGUAAAGGAAUUGAAGAAUGCUCAGGAUGUGUAUAAGGCUAACACAGUAAAGGAAUUGAAGAAUGCUCAGGAUGUGUAUAAGGCUAACACAGUAAAGGAAUUGAAGAAUGCUCAGGAUGUGUAUAAGGCUAACACAGUAAAGGAAUUGAAGAAUGCUCGGGAUGUGUAUAAGGCUAACGCAGUAAAGGAAUUGAAGAAUGCUCAGGAUGUGUAUAAGGCUAACACAGUAAAGGAAUUGAAGAAUGCUCAGGAUGUGUAUAAGGCUAACACAAUAAAGGAAUUGAAGAAUGUUCGGGAUGUGUAUAAGGCUAACACAGUAAAGGAAUUGAAGAAUGCUCAGUAUGUGUAUAAGGCUAAUACAGUAAAGGAAUUGAAGAAUGCUCGGGAUGUGUAUAACGCUAACACAGUAAAGGAAUUGAAGAAUGCUCAGGAUGUGUAUUAGGCUAACACAGUAAAGGAAUUGAAGAAUGCUCAGGAUGUGUAUAAGGCUAACACAGUAAAGGAAUUGAAGAAUGCUCAGGAUGUGUAUAAGGCUAGCGCAGUAAAGGAAUUGAAGAAUGCUCAGGAUGUGUAUAAGGCUAACACAGUAAAGGAAUUGAAGAAUGCUCAGGAUGUGUAUAAGGCUAACGCAGUAAAGGAAUUGAAGAAUGCUCAGGAUGUGUAUAAGGCUAACGCAGUAAUGGAAUUGAAGAAUGCUCAGGAUGUGUAUAAGGCUAACACAGUAAAGGAAUUGAAGAAUGCUCAGGAUGUGUAUACGGCUAACACAGUAAAGGAAUUGAAGAAUGCUCAGGAUGUGUAUAAGACUAACACAGUAAAGGAAUUGAAGAAUGCUCAGGAUGUGUAUAAGGCUAACACAGUAAAGGAAUUGAAGAAUGCUCAGGAUGUGUAUAAGGCUAACACAGUAAAGGAAUUGAAGAAUGCUCAGGAUGUGUAUAAGGCUAACACAGUAAAGGAAUUGAAGAAUGCUCGGGAUGUGUGUAUAAGGCUAACACAGUAAAGGAAUUGAAGGAUUUUUUCUUUUUAAAUCAUGUUAUUUUGAUAAUUAAGAGCAAUGUGAUUUUGACUGUAAUGAACAAUUCCUUUACUGUGUUAGCCUUAUACAUAUCCUGAGCAUUCUUCAAUUCCUUUACUGUGUUAGCCUUAUACACAUCCUGAGCAUUCUUCAAUUCCUUUACUGUGUUAGCCUUAUACACAUCCCGAGCAUUCUCCAAUUCCUUUACUGUGUUAGCAUUAUACACAUCCUGAGCAUUCUUCAAUUCCUUUACUGUGUUAGCCUUAUACACAUCCCAGGCAUUCCCUAAUUCCUUUACUGUGUUAGCCUUAUACACAUCCCGAGCAUUCUCCAAUUCCUUUACUGUGUUAGCAUUAUACACAUCCUGAGCAUUCUUCAAUUCUUUUACUGCGUUAUCCUUAUACACAUCCCGAGCAUUCUCCAAUUCCUUUACUGCGUUAGCCUUAUACACAUCCUGAGCAUUCUUCAAUUCCUUUACUGUGUUAGUCUUAUACACAUCCUGAGCAUUCUUCAAUUCCUUUACUGUGUUAGCCUUAUACACAUCCCGAGCAUUCAAUUCCUUUACUGUGUUAGCCUUAUACACAUCCUGAGCAUUCUUCAAUUCCUUUACUGUGUUAGCCUUAUACAUAUCCUGAGCAUUCUUCAAUUCCUUUACUGUGUUAGCCUUAUACACAUCCUGAGCAUUCUUCAAUUCCUUUACUGUGUUAGCCUUAUACACAUCCCGAGCAUUCUCCAAUUCCUUUACUGUGUUAGCAUUAUAAACAUCCUGAGCAUUCUUCAAUUCCUUUACUGUGUUAGCCUUAUACACAUCCCAGGCAUUCCCUAAUUCCUUUACUGUGUUAGACUGACACAGUAAAGGAAUUGAAGAAUGCUCAGGAUGUGUAUAAGGCUAACACAGUAAAGGAAUUGAAGGAUUUUUUCUUUUUAAAUCAUGUUAUUUUGAUAAUUAAGAGCAAUGUGAUUUUGACUGUAAUGAACAGUGUGAAUAGAAGGGCUGAAUGUGUUGUAACUAUAUGUCUAUAUAGCGUACGUUGCAGUAUUUAAUAAUGGUUACUUUCUUUCAAUCUGUUUUAAGGUCCAAGUUGCUGGAAGAUUUAUCACUGUGCUGUUGGACCCAAAUUCUUAUGAUGCUGUUGUUUGGGAAUCACAGAGCCGUCUCGAUUUUGGCAAAUACGCCAAGGUUUUAAUGGAGAGAAUGUUUGAUGUUAAUUUGCCAAACUACGACAUGACGGCAGAGAAAGCUGUAUUAAAAAUGUAAGUGAGUUUACUUUCAAUGAAUCUUUCCAUUACCAUUUCUCACCCAUAACCCUGAAUGGUGAGACCAGGAAAUAUCACUCAGCUCGUUGCAAUUGUCAUCUCAGUGAAUACCAGAGGGUGUCAAACAGUUGCCACACUUUGUGGUUUAACAAAAAGCUGAAAUCACAGUCAUAGCGUGCGGAGAAAUAUUUUAUUCUAUAUAUCAUAAAAAAGUGAGGCUUUAACUAUAGGAACAUGCUCUCAACUCUAGCAGAUACUUUUGCCCUUCUUAAUUACAGUCUGUACUCUGCUUCACACUUUAUACAAUUUAAAUAUCUGAAGUUUUGAUAGGGUAACAGGUGUCUGAUUUGUUUAUAUUUUUAGUUUGUUUGUUUAAAAUUAGGUUUGAAACAAUACCAGCUAUUUUUCCAAACACACGGGAGAAUUAAUACAGGGAGGGAUAAUUAUUUAAAAUGACUGCACUGUAUAGUUUGACGGGUAUCAGAUACUCAGAGCCGCCAUUUGAUAGUUUAUGUAUAACAUUAGCAAUGUGAAUGCCCCACUAUAUAGAUCAAUACUGUGUAUCAUGUACAGAAUGAGUGCAGUUAGAAAACUUGCUACAUUUGAGAGAAUAGACCCUGUGAUUGCUGCGAUUAUCCUGCCUGGAUGUAAAGCGUAUUUAUUAGAUUUAGGUUAUGUGCCGAAUGUUACAUUCCAAGGGCUUUAUUGAUAAAAAAAAAAAUUUAAAAAGGGAAUUUAAAAAUAAAAUAAAAUUUGAAACAAUUUUAGAAGUUCAGCUACAAUGAUUAAAAUUUUACAGCGUAACUAAACCGAUUAAAUUUAUUUCAGUUUAAUAAAUUAAUAAAGCAGUUUCUAUCUGGAAAUCUUUUUCCAGAAAAAUACAUUUUCAUAAAUCUUGAUAUUUAUUUAUCAUCAUUUUAAGAUCCCAAUUCCAUUUCCUUUUUUUUUUAAAUCCCGUAAAUCUCUAUACUAUAAACAUUGAAUGCUCCGGGCAUGAUCAGUGAAACUCAUUUCUUUAAAUAUAAAAGUUAUGUAUAAAAUAAACGGAGGUCAGUACAUUUUGGCAACGCAGUAGAGGAGACAGGUCAUUUAUAAAGAUUUGUAUAAAGUCUGAUUCAUUUCCUGUCCCUUGCUGGUCACCUAACAACAUAAUCUUAGUGUUUACUUGGUGUUUUGGGUUAUCACACUAAUUAGUUGCUGCUAUGUUAAAUAUACGAGGCCUGUCUGGAAAGGUAUCCAGCCGUGUAAUAUGAAAAAUAGAGACAUUUAUUGAAGGAGAUACAAGAUAUAUUGUACAUAGGACAAUGACGCCUCAGUCCCCUCUAAAGUUGGCACCUUGUGAUCUCACACGUUUUCCCAGAGUCUCUUCCACUAUUCAAAAAACUCAGCAAAAUCCUUUGUUGGUAUCGCCAUUAGCUGCCUCGUCAUAUUCAGGUGAAUCUCAUCAACGGUCUGAAAUCUCUUCCCGUUCACAGCGCCAUUUUUACUAUUAUUUGUGUUAUAUUAACAAUUUAAACAAAUUUUUCCAGGAAUCGUGUUCUGUGAUAUCACCAGUAUUGCUUCAUACAACCAUUUCUCUCCUUUCUCGUCCCAUUGUAGUAUAUAUUAUAAAGAGGGAAAUUCGGGUACAUACCGGUGGAUAUACACAUCAGUGGGGGUGCAUUCCCCUUUAACAAAACUGUUUCUGUUUUAAUUCACAGACACCUGCAAAACACAAAUCUACCCAGCCUGACAAAGUCUAUGUUUUAUAAUCUGAACAAUAUAUUGGGAGACAAAAUGUCCUCGGCUGCUGAAUGGAAGGCGGAAGGGUUAUUCGAUUUUACUUACAACGUGAUGCUCAGGUAUGCAGAGAAAUUUCUAGAACAUUCUGAGAUGUGCAGACAAAUUGCUGAUUUAAAACAGCCCAUUUGGUUACAAAGUAUCUAGUUUAAGGGAGCACUUAACAUGUAUUCCUGACCCUAUAGAGUUAAAAACACCAUCUAGUCCCCUCCCCUUCCCCCACUCCACCAUAAAUAUAGUAAAAUCUUACUUUUAUUCCAGUCUACAGCUCCUGGAUUCUCCCCUGACCUGUCUGCUUGGCUGACAAAAUCAGAAGUGGUGAUCUCAGCCAAUCACAAUGCUUUCACAUAGGAAAGCCCCUAGGCUGAGAAUGUCAAGGAGGCAGAUCAGGGGCAUAGCCUGCACAAGUCAAACACAAGUCAAUCCUCAUAGAGAUACAUUAAAUCAAUUCAUCUCUAUGAGGGAAGUUCAGUGUCUGCAUGCAGAGGGUGGAGACACUGAAUAUCAGUCACACUGUGCAGCACUGCCCCAGGAAGCACCUCUAGCAGCCAUCCGAGGAGUGGCCAGUGGAGGUGUUACUAGGUUGUAAUGUAAACACUAAAUUUUCUCUGAAAAGACUGUGCUUACAGCAUAAAUCCUGAAGGUAAUGGUUAUACUCACCAGAACAAAUACAAUAAGUUGUAGUUGUAGUUCUGGUGACUAUAGUGUCUCUAAGUGCAGAUACAAGCCAGAUCUGACCGGACUUUAAUGGAGAAUUAUAAGAGUUUAAAGAAAGAUUUGAGAACUCAAAGCAGAUGGAAAGAGAGCUCUGUAUAGGUUUUUGACAUCUGGGUUUGAAAGGUCUGUUGGCACCAGAAUUAUUCUUUUGUGUCGCCCUAUCCCCAAUAACUGUGUCUCUCUGCACCCCCAUCACAUUGUGGGAAGGGUUGCAUGCGCAUGCUCUGCUUAGUAUUCCCCGAGGAUCCCCUGGGUACGUUACUGGACUGAGAAUUGCUUUGCUAACAGGGUUUUCUCUAAUAAAUAAAAACCUGAGAAUGUUUCAAGUUGGAGCUUUCUCUAAAACAACCUAUUCUGUUUUGUCAGUUUUGACACAGUGUGUGGCUUGUUAUUAUAUAAUGUACACAUUCUGAUUUCAGAGCUGGGUAUCUCACACUUUUCGGCUCAGAGUCCGAUCAGUCGAAUUCCCACCGUAACACGGCGGACAUCCAGCAUUCCGAGGAGGUUUACAAAGAAUUCCGAAAACUGGAUUGUCUCCUGAUGAAGGCAGCACGCAACAUGUUAUCUGCAGGUAGAAGCAUAGCGUACUCCAUAUAACGAAUUGUACUUAUUACUACUGGUUCUACCUACAGGGAUUAGAGAUGGAAUAUCAGAGGGUGUGAAUAUUUCUGGGUGCCAAUACUUCUAAUAUUCACCACUCAUCUUUCCUGGUUAUCAAGUGAGGAAUACAGAAGGCAAUCUACGCCCCCUGUGCCAGGAAUGUGGCAUACUAAAAUAAAAUGCACAGAUCUCAUAGAUAGACUGCCAGGAACUUCAGGAACCCUGUAAUAACAAGCCCAGAGUAUCCCAAUAAUUGGGUUUAUUUACCCGUCAAUAUCUGUUCUAUAUUACUAGCUCCCUGUCCCUAACAAACAGUCAUAUUAAGGAUCCCAAUAUUUCUGAUACCAGGUACAGUAUAAAUCGAUAAACUCAUUAACCCUAGAAUAGAAUCGAAUACCUUAAUGUUGGAGGGCAGCGUGCGAUUAGAGAAGGGAUAUUGUUUAUGUAAAAUAAUAAAUCUGAUCACCAUUAGCCAGAGAAUGGGCAAAAGCUCAAUCACACACAUAGCUUCCCCUCCCCCCAUGUGUUUAUUAUUCUGCAACGUUAUUAUAUCUCCGUCCAGAUUCACCGAAAUUAAUAUCAGAUUUCCAAACAUUAUGGCCGCAUGUUAAAUGUAACUCAGAUACGUGAGACAGAUGCGAGAAAAACCUCAAAUAAUGCACGUUACUCUGCAGUAAAGGGAUUUAAGGAUGAAACAGAUGUCAUUCUGCUGUAGGGAGAAUUCAUUUUCCAAAUGUUUGUUUAAACUGAUGAGUGAUGACGGAAUAGCUUCUGUAACGUGGAUAUCCUGGUCUAAUCGGCACUGAAUGAUGAGAUUUUAUUUAUCGACCCUUUUGUUAAACAACGUACUGUUAUUAGUAUCGAUAACAAGAAAUGCUCUCUAGAGAUGUUUGGGGGAAUAUCAGAUUUGCCUCACUGCUAAUGCGGUCUCAACUCACUGCGGUCUCUCACCCCCACUGCAGUCUCUAAGCCCACUGCUACUGUAGUAUCUCCCCCACUGCCAUCAGGGGGUUAAACCAGUAUAGUACAGCUGUACAGGGCACAGGUGGCCAUCACACACUACAUCCACUUUACACACACACACACACACACACUACACACACACACUACACACACUGCAUCCACUAUAUACACACACAUACACACCCUGCAUCCACUAUACACACACACACACACACUCUGCAUCCACUAUACACACACACACACUCUGCAUCCACUAUACACACACUCUGCAUCCACUAUACACACACUGCAUGAAAUGUACUUAUCAAUGUGGGUAGACUCUGGGGCAAGCCCUAGGGGCCCUGGCUUUGAUCGGUGUAAGGGGCCCCAACAUUUCUGGUGGCAGCCCUGACAGUGGGUGUAGAAGGCCCUUCUCAAACUACCAUACAUUGUAAGGGUAUUUCUGACCUUUCAAUUACCAAAAUUCUGCUCUAUUGCAGCUUGCAUGAAGGCAUAUUUAUUAAGCCAAAACUGGGGCAAGUCUAUCGUGACAGAACAUUUUGGAGCCAUGAGCAGAUAUAUCCCAUAAUAACCCAGUCAUCUGUAUCGUGUUACCAGGAUUAACAGGGCUGCAACACCAUAUUAAGAAUAACUCUUAGGGGGAACUGGGCUCGGAACAGUAUAACAAAUGAUCAUAUUGUGAAUAACUCUUAGUGAGAACUGGGCUGGUAACAGUAUAACGAAUGAUCAUAUUGUGAAUAACUCUUAGUGAGAACUGGGCUGGUAACAGUAUAACGAAUAAUCAUAUUGUGAAUAACUCUUAGUGGGAACUGGGCUGGUAACAGUAUAACGAAUGAUCAUAUUGUGAAUAACUCUUAGUGAGAACUGGGCUGGUAACAGUAUAACGAAUAAUCAUAUUGUGAAUAACUCUUAGUGGGAACUGGGCUGGUAACAGUAUAACGAAUGAUCAUAUUGUGAAUAACUUAGUGGGAACUGGGCUGGUAACAGUAUAACGAAUAAUCAUAUUGUGAAUAACUCUUAGUGGGAACUGGGCUGGUAACAUAGUAUAACGAAUGAUCAUAUUGUGAAUAACUCUUAGUGGGAACUGGGCUGGUAACAGUAUAACGAAUGAUCAUAUUGUGAAUAACUCUUAGUGGGAACUGGGCUGGUAACAUAGUAUAACGAAUGAUCAUAUUGUGAAUAACUCUUAGUGAGAACUGGGCUGGUAACAGUAUAACGAAUGAUCAUAUUGUGAAUAACUCUUAGUGAGAACUGGGCUGGUAACAGUAUAACGAAUAAUCAUAUUGUGAAUAACUCUUAGUGGGAACUGGGCUGGUAACAGUAUAACGAAUGAUCAUAUUGUGAAUAACUCUUAGUGAGAACUGGGCUGGUAACAGUAUAACGAAUAAUCAUAUUGUGAAUAACUCUUAGUGGGAACUGGGCUGGUAACAGUAUAACGAAUGAUCAUAUUGUGAAUAACUUAGUGGGAACUGGGCUGGUAACAGUAUAACGAAUAAUCAUAUUGUGAAUAACUCUUAGUGGGAACUGGGCUGGUAACAUAGUAUAACGAAUGAUCAUAUUGUGAAUAACUCUUAGUGGGAACUGGGCUGGUAACAGUAUAACAAAUGAUCAUAUUGUGAAUAACUCUUAGUGAGAACUGGGCUGGUAACAGUAUAACGAAUAAUCAUAUUGUGAAUAACUCUUAGUGGGAACUGGGCUGGUAACAUAGUAUAACGAAUGAUCAUAUUGUGAAUAACUCUUAGUGGGAACUGGGCUGGUAACAUAGUAUAACGAAUGAUCAUAUUGUGAAUAACUCUUAGGGGGAACUGGGCUGGUAACAGUAUAACGAAUGGUCAUAUUGUGAAUAACUCUUAGGGGGAACUGGGCUGGUAACAGUAUAACGAAUGAUCAUAUUGUGAAUAACUCUUAGUGGGAACUGGGCUGGUAACAUAGUAUAAUGAAUGGUCAUAUUGUGAAUAACUCUUACUGAGAACUGGGCUGGUAACAUGGUAUAGCUAAAUUGGAAAUAUUGUCCAAGUCAGCUAUUCUAACAGUUUAAUUACUUUGGCCUUGAAUUUGAAAUUCAGUUUAGUAAAUAACUCUGUAUUGCUGAAUGACAUGAGUUAGUGGGAAUCGAAAGGUCUCCCAGAUCCCUCACACAGGAUCUCUGCGGAUAUAUUAUAUUUGUUCCUCAAAUGCACACAAUGUGUACAGGUUCUCAAAGCUUCUAGCGGAGCAAAACUCUCAAAAUUCUCAGCCAUAUAGCAGCCAGGUAAUACAGCUGCUCGGUAUUAUAGAAGCUCGGUAAUACAGCAGUUCGGUAAUUAUAGCAGUUCGGUAAUUUUAGCAGUUCGGUAAUUUUAGCAGUUCGGUAAUUACAGCAGUUCGGUAAUUACAGCAGUUCGGUAAUUACAGCAGCUCGGUAAUUACAGCAGCUCGGUAAUUAUAGCAGCCCGGUAAUUAUAGCUGUAACGGACCGUUUUGCCCACAAGAGGUUAAAAACCGUUUAGGCGAUAUUCCCUUUCAGAUGCACAGGCACAGCUACUGCAGAACACCAAUCCGCCGAACAGGAAACCAUAUGAAUGCCGUAAACAGACGAAUAGGAAAAACCAUCCGAAUAGGUUUACACUCCUAGCAGUCAAACUGGAACAGCAUACAGUAAAUCCCCCCAAGAACGAGACAAAGCUCCAUGUUGAGGGUCAAGCAGGAACAGAGUUGUGGGUUUAUUGUUCUUAUAUACACAUUAGUACCACCCAGAGGCUUUUGGAACACAACCAAUAAACACAUACAAUACACUCAGACACUCCCACACAAAAUCCUCCCCUCUGCCUGUGAUACAAUUACCUUACACAAUGGGUAAUGUAAUUAUCACAAGCAGAGAAAUACAAUUUUUCCACAUUAUUCAUAACUUGAAAAGUAUGCAUCACAUUCACAUUCUUACAUUUUCAGAAUCAGCAUACUCCAAAUACAAACAUAUGUCAAAAUCAUCCAAAUUGGUCCAGUGGUUCAAAAGAUAGAUCGUAGUCCUUUGUGACCAAAGGAAGCAUGGCUUUUCUGCCCAAACCCAGUUCCACAGAGUCUUCUAUCCUGGAGAUAAUUGGGAAGUAAUCCAAUUAUCUCCAAGGAUAGAGGCAAAACUCCAUUGAACAUAUGGCAGCAAAAGACAAUAAAACACAUAAAAACAUAUAACUGUGCAGCCAUCGCACAAAACAGGUACAUUCAACAUAUCCCCAGAUAGCUCAGAUCUGAGCGCACAUUAUUACUGAAUGGCGUUCAGAGCACACACAUACAGUUCAAUUGCCAUGGAGCCAAAGUCUUUACCAUAGUCUUUCAUUAUACGAAUGGGCUCCAUGGCAUAGCUAUCUGGGGUAUCACCGCUCAAACAGGGCCAGCACCGAAUGACUCGUGUCUCCGCAGGGGAAAAUCAAGCGUUUCAACAUGGGGCCACAGUCUAAAGGCAGCAGGCGGGCAACCAGGCUCCUCCACUGCACAGUGGCAAGAUUGGUCUCGUCACAAUAGCAGUUCGGUAAUUAUAGCAGCUCGGUAUUAUAGCAGUUUGGUAAUACAGCAGUUCAGUAAUAUAUCAGCUUGGUAAUUCAGCAGUUCGGUAAUUAUAGCAGCUUGGUAAUACAGCAGCUCGGUAAUACAGCAGCCCGGUAAUACAGCAGCUCGGUAUUAUAGCAGCCCGUUAUUAUAGCAGCCCAGUAUUAUAGCAGCUCGGUAAUACAGCAGUUCGGUAAUACAGCAGCUUGGUAAUACAGCUGCUUGGUAAUAUAGCAGUUCGGUAUUAUAGUAGCUCAGUAUUAUAGCGGUUUGGUAAUAUAGCAGCUUGGUAUUAUAGCAUCUCGGUAAUACAGCAGCCCGGUAUUAUAGCAGCCCGGUAAUACAGCAGCCCGGUAAUUUGGCAGCUUGGUAAUACAGCAGCUCGGUAAUUUGGCAGCUUGGUAAUACAGCAGCUCGGUAAUUUGGCAGCUUGGUAAUACAGCAGCUCGGUAAUACAGCAGCCCGGUAAUUUGGCAGCUCGGUAACAUGUUUUACUCCAUACUCAGUAGGUUUCCUGGCUGGGCUUUUAAACCCCUUUUUAAAUGACAGCGGUUACCCUUACUAAGUAGUUAUGGUUGCAGAGUGAUAUAAACAGAGUUACUGCAUCUUUAGAUCUGCCAAAGUGAGUGUUGUUCUAUAUGUUUUCAUUUUUGGGGCGCAUUCAUUAAUGUCAAUAAAACCCGUCUCGCCUUGGGGGAUGUGGUUUGACCUUCUUUACGGAUGAUGAAAGCUUUAUUUAUUUAUUUGUUUAAUUUUGAGGUGAAACGUUGUAUUUCGUGUUCACUGCCUAAAUAAAGUGCACUUUGCAUCCUACCUGUUGAACUAGUAGAUUCUGCUUUCUGUUCUACCUGUUGAGAGGUUGCGGGCCUCGUCUAUGGAGUACCGGGAGGUGCAUUAGUUCCUGUACCUUUUACCUAGAGUGACACAAUUUAAACUUCUGCAUUUUCCUUUCAAAAGAAUAUUAUGUUUGACGUUAUUAAGACGAGAACAUUUUUCUUUGCCCUUCCAAUGCCCCAAAACCUGCUCUAUUGCAGCUCACACGAAGGCCAUUUUUCAGAAAAUAGCUAAUUAUUCAAUAAUUCGGGACACCUGAAUUUGGGCCAAAUGUCGGUUCAGCUCAGCAGAAUUUCGGAACCAAGAUUCAAAAAAUGAAUCAGAAGAAUAAAAAAAGAAAUUGCAAAUUAUGCGGCAAAUAUAUAAAAAUAAUAUUUACUAACAUUCUCAUAGUGGAUCUUCACAUUAUAAAAGUCAUUCUUUAGUCUAUGAAGUGGAACUUAUUUUAGAUUAUGUUAUUUUGUAUUGUGAAACUGCUUUAAUGUACAAUGUUCUCAAUGAGCGCACACACAUUUCCAUGUAAAUAAAAUGGUCUGGAAUAAUUGCAGAACAAAAGAAGGAUUCCUCGUCUGCAAAGAGCCGUCUCUGGAAGCUCCUGGACAGUGAAAAACUCAAAAGGAAAGCAACGAAAAGCGGCUGGAUAGAGAGUUAUCAGCGCCACCUAGAGGACGCACAGGUUACUCCAGACAUGCAGUCAAAAGCCAUGGUACUUCAGCUGUGGGCGACGCAGGUACGGACCGAACAUAACUAUUGUUUAACUACUGGAACAUUUGAUUUGUAGAGUCAAACUCAGAAAGGCCUAUCAAAUUCAACUUCCAGCUGGGAUCAUUUUGCUUGGCAGUUACACCGGGUGUGUUUAUAUUAUUAAAGGGACACUCCAGGCUCCCACACACGUUAGAUGCACUGUGUAGGUUAGGUUAUAGUUAGUUAUACUGGGUGGGUUUAUAUUAUUAAAGGGACACUCCAGGCUACCACAGACGUUAGAUGCAUUGUGUAGGUUAGGUUACAGUUAGUUAUACUGGGUGGGUUUAUAUUAUUAAAGGGACACUCCAGGCUCACACACACGUUAGGUGCACUGUGUAGGUUAGGUUACAGUUAGUUAUACUGGGUGGGUUUAUAUUAUUAAAGGGACACUCCAGGCUCCCACACACGUUAGAUGCACUGUGUAGGUUAGGUUACAGUUAGUUAUACUGGGUGGGUUUAUAUUAUUAAAGGGACACUCCAGGCUCCCACACACGUUAGGUGCACUGUGUAGGUUAGGUUACAGUUAGUUAUACUGGGUGGGUUUAUAUUAUUAAAGGGACACUCCAGGCUCCCACACACGUUAGAUGCACUGUGUAGGUUAGGUUACAGUUAGUUAUACUGGGUGGGUUUAUAUUAUUAAAGGGACACUCCAGGCUCCCACACACGUUAGGUGCACUGUGUAGGUUAGGUUACAGUUAGUUAUAUUGGGUGGGUUUAUAUUAUUAAAGGGACACUCCAGGCUCCCACACACGUUAGAUGCACUGUGUAGGUUAGGUUACAGUUAGUUAUACUGGGUGGGUUUAUAUUAUUAAAGGGACACUCCAGGCUCCCACACACGUUAGGUGCACUGUAUAGGUUAGGUUACAGUUAGUUAUACUGGGUGGGUUUAUAUUAUUAAAGGGACACUCCAGGCUCCCACACACGUUAGAUGCACUGUGUAGGUUAGGUUACAGUUAGUUAUAGUGGGUGGGUUUAUAUUAUUAAAGGGACACUCCAGGAUCCCACACACGUUAGGUGCACUGUGCAGGUUAGGUUACAGUUAUACUGGGUGGAAACAUAGAAACAUAGAAUGUGACGGCAGAUAAAAACCAUUCGGCCCAUCUAGUCUGCCCAAUUUUCUAAAUACUUUCAUUAGUCCAUAGCCUUAUCUUAUAGUUAGGAUAGCCUUAUGCCUAUCCCACGCAUGCUUAAACUCCUUUACUGUGUUAACCUCUACCACUUCAGCUGGAAGGCUAUUCCAUGCAUCCACUACCCUCUCAGUAAAGUAAUACUUCCUGAUAUUAUUUUUAAACUUUUGUCCCUCUAAUUUAAGACUAUGUCCUCUUGUUGUGGUAGUUUUUCUUCUUUUAAACAUAGUCUCCUCCUUUACUGUGUCAAAUCAUGCAGUAAUUUUCCAAAUAUACUGCGAACAGUGAUGCCAUGAGUUUCUGGCAUCUGCAAGCGGUAAUUUAGUGAUUAGCUCUCUAGAACUGAAAAAGGUGAAUAAUUCAUUAGACAAAUAAAAUGCAUUUAUGUUAAUUUGGAAUUUGGAAAACGGAAAAUGUUGGGUAAUAUCCUAAGAACUAGAUUUCAGUUUUUAUUGUAACCACUUGGUGGCGAUAUAGGACCUACCAGGAGACAGACUCUGGGAUGCCCUUGAUCAAGGUGCUCUGCUCUCCCAGGAGGAGUAAUGCUUACAUUCUGGCAUGAAUUGUAAAUGACAGUCUGUCUCUAGAUAUUUUCAUUCCACAUUUUAUCACUUCUGACUCUCUGUGACUUCCUGAGUGUAUGAUCUUGUCUGAGGAGUUGCUGUAUCAGCUUUUGUUUAAUAGAAAAUAGAGAUUCUGUCUGUGGACGAGCAUUUCAUAGAGAUGGCAAUUCACCGAAGGCCAUAAUGUUAAGUAAUAGUGACAGUCUGGAGCACGAGGGAUCAUCCUUUGAAAUUCUACUAAAUCCAACAAAAAAAAACAUUAAAAAAAGAAAUAGGGACCAACAACCCCAAAUCCGGUAUUUUUAUAACUAAGAAAUUGAAACAAACCUAUUUUAUGUAAACAAUGUAUUCUUUACAUCGAUCAGAAAAUUCAAACAAAUCUCGCAGCUUUAUUCAACACAUUUCAAAUUCAGGUCAAUCUGCUCAAAUACGAAAAAUCCUCCAAAUAAACUGAAUUCAGCUCAACUAUUUUGGCGUAAAAUGAGAAAUUCCGUGUUAAUUCACUAGUACUGACACUUUAGAGCAGGACACUGAGAAAGUUGUGAUAAUAUACGAGAGCUUACUAGUCUGGGCACAGUCCGUAACAUUGUCUGUAACAGGUUUAAUGUGUUCAAUGUACGUCUUACACCUCUUUACACUCAGGUUUUGUUAUAUUGCUUUAUUUUCCCUUAAUUUAUACCCAUUAACCCCUUAUACAUGUGAGUGAUUGGUACUUGCCAUAUCAGGAUGUUAAUACGGGAAGUGUGGAACCCCUUCAGAGCAAAGUGUUCGAUAAAUCGGAUAAUAAUAGAACGGUCUUAAUGCAUCAUUCAUCAUGAUGGGGUUUAAAGCCUAUAGCCUCUCUGUAGGCGUUCUGUAGAUACGGUUACUCUAAAUUAUGCACAAACGCCAUCUACCAAUUAUAAAAAUACACACUUUUCCUCUAAUGACACAUACAGCAAUAUGAAAUGCACGGGUUUUUAAAAUGGAAGAUAUUCAUGGUUUGUGAAAUCCCACUGAGACUAGAAAUUUGGAGAGAACUCUCAAGCAUUAAGCAAAGAAAAUGGUUUAAUAUAUUCUGGAAUUAUUUUAAAUAGUUUUAAACGAAUACAAUGCAGGCUAUUGUGCUGCCAUGGCAACAGAAACUUUCAACCUAUCGAUGCCUGCUUAAUGUCACAUGACUACAAGAUGGAAUUAAUCAGAUCUGGAUGAAACAUUAAGGGGUAGUGAAGUACUGGUGGGAUUAAAAACCCGGUUUAAUUGCUGCCACCGAAUGUGAGUUUUGGGCGGCAUUUCAUUCAGAAAGCGAAACGGAUGUUAACUGUCAGCAAUUGAAGGGGCAUUUCAAAUUAUAUGCCAAAAUUACCUGAAAGCAGCGGACUUGUUUCCAAUUAAUCCAUUUUGGUCUAAGAUUUAAAAUGUCACUUUGAAUUCUGGGCAAACUCUGUUUCCUGGGGGUCCGCGGGGAGGGUACAUGGAUGGUGAAGCUAAUGUAUGGGGUGCAGUACCCCAAGCACCCAUGCUACUCCAGUGAGGGCACAACUGCAACUACAAAUCCUCUUUUGUGCCAGAAAUUAUAUUGUUGACAAUGGUAUAGGUGUCAGGAUUACUAAUUGAUCCUGAACCUAGAAUUGUAUCACAGCUAGGACUAGAAGGUAACGUCUUACCGGGCCUUAGAGUGGCCGGACUUAACGUACCAAAGAAUACUUGCCGAGGUCGGGGGGCACAGAAUGGGACACAACAAUAAGGGAAAGCCAGAAGUCAGGGAUACCAGAAUACAAGGAAUUCAAAACGAAGCCAAAGUCAAAAACCAGAAAUAAACGCUCAGGAACACACUCUCAGACAACCACUAGGGAAACCACGACAGGGCAAAGAGGAAAAGUAAAUUUGAGCUUAAAUAAGUGCUUUACAGUUCUGAUUGUCCAAAAACAGCAUUUGACCCCAAAACGUGCACGUGCGUCUCCCGCGUGACGUCACGUGCACGCCGAUGUCGGCAAUAAACAUGGGUGGACGUAUGGGUUUAAUUUGGUGAGGAUGCGCAGCGGCCGGCGUCCAUCAACAUGUUGCAAGAGUCAGUUAUACAGGCGCAUGGCCGCUGGGUGCAAAUACCGCAAGGUGAAGAGGAAUAUGUUACAAUAGGUACACAUUUAACUCACAGAGAUGGCGUUUAACUCGCACACAGAGACAGUUGCUGGGUGAGUGCAUGAUCACAAUGUAUUCCUAAUGAAUACUGGUUUGGCACUAGACCUGUGCAAGACCCUGUCCAGGUGAAGAAUUCUCCAAAACUGCAAUUUAUGCCUAAGAUUUGUAUUUCUUCAUAUUCCUGGUUAAGUGAAUAGGUGUAGAAGUAAGCAUUAUUGAUAUCAUGAUUUUCCGACAUCCGGGUCACCAAAUAAUGAGACUUGAGCCAUUAUAUUAUAUAGAUGGGCAAUAAAUACACUAAACAGAAAAAAAACCUUGAUUAUUAAUUCACUCUUUUAAAAAAAGGUAUCUGUCAUUAUUACUGAUGACCGAGAUUGACAGAUCUCCCAAUAAUGAGAUAAGACAGGACAGUAGUGUAUUACCAUCCCCAGAAUGGCUGGACUUAAUGCCAGGAAUGGAAAAAACAGUCUACAAACAGGAAACCAGAACAAGCUGAGGUCAAAAGAAUGGAGAACAGAAAAGUCGAGAUCCAACUCAAAACCCAGAAAACCACCCCUCAGAAAGGGAGUCCACACAAGGUUGGAUAUGUGCUGGGUAGAUGCAGAACUCGUUGCAGAACUUAACCGAGGUUUCUGUGGAUGCCGUAACAUGAUCUGAUCAUUCCUCGGUGAGUUUCAAGUUUUCAGUUCUCCAUCCACCCAGAGGAAUGCGGACAUGGAGAUUGAAUAAAUCGCUGUUGGAGGAACCAGGGAUCCAGCAGGACUUGUUGCAGAUUCUAGACAAUUAUGCUAUGCCAGUGACACCUCUUUUGUAAAUCUCUGGCUGGCACACACAGAGGUGGUGAGGGAGCACCUAGUGAAACUCGGGGCAAUGCGGAGGUGACGUAUGGCUGGGAAACAGGAACAAUGCAGGACUCACCUAGAGGACAUGGAAAAAGAAAAAGAAAGCCUCAACCCUCUCUUGAUGCUCAAUAGGUGUCUUCAGAUUUUAAACAAAAAGUCCAAAUUUGAUUGGAGAACUGAUUCUCUCACAUACCUAGGUAUUAAAAAGUCAGAAAACCAACAAAAUAAAUAAGUUGACUCCACAUCAGAUACUGCGUUAGCCUUGAACGCAUUCUGAGCAUUCUUCAAUUCCAUUACUGUGUUAGCCUUAUACACAUCCUGAGCAUUCUUCAAUUCCUUUACUGUGUUAGACGCAUACACAUCCUGAGCAUUCUUCAAUUCCUUUACUGCAUUAGCCUUAUACACAUCCUGAGCAUUCUUCAGUUCCUUUACUGUGUUAGCCUUAUACACAUCCUGAGCAUUCUUUAAUUCCUUUACUGUGUUAGCCUUAUACACAUCCUGAGCAUUCUUCAAUUCCUUUACUGUGUUAGCCUUAUACACAUCCUGAACAUUCUUCAAUUCCUUUACUGCGUUAGCUUUAUCCACAUCCCGAGCAUUCUUCAAUUCCUUACUGUGUUAGCCUUAUACACAUCCUCCUUUACUGUGUUAGCCUUAUACACAUCCUGAGCAUUCUUCAAUUCCUUUACUGCGUUAGCUUUAUCCACAUCCUGAGGAUUCUUCAAUUCCUUUACUGCGGUAGCCUUAUAUACAUCCUGAGCAUUCUUUAAAUGUUUAUUUUUUCCACUGGAAUGCCAUUACAAGUAUAUAUUACUCUAUAAAAUACCAAUAUCUGUUUUUACCCUCCCCCUUUUCAUAUUAUUUCCUCUUAUUCUAUUUUCAUGUAAAACGUGUUCCUCUUUAGUUAGACUAAAACACAUUUGAAAAAGCAAUAAACUACUGAAUUAGAAGACAUGAUGUAGAGUGAUCCAGCAUGGAGCAGAAACGUGAAUCCUGUAGAGAAUAUACAAUGUGUAUGUUUAGCCCUUUCACAAAACCAUUGCCUCGAGGAAGUCUUGAAAUAGAAACGCGUCUCUCACUUCAUUUCUCAGAAUGAGAAUUUUGUUUUUCUUACGUGGCUCGUAAACGUAGCAUGAAAUUGAACUCUAGUAGAGACAGUGAAAGGGCACAACGGACCCAGAUAAAUCUAUGGUUUCCUUGACCUUUCUAUACUUUGAGUCAGCUUCAAUAAAUAACGAAUUUACAAAUAUCUCCGUAUUGCACCCCCACCUCUCCUUCCCCCCAGGAAUUUUGUUGUAUUAGUUGCCGGUUAAAGGAAAACAAUGUUUAAUAUUAUGUUUUUAUGUCUAUAUCUAAAAAUAAAACGUAGAAAUUCACUCCUCUAUAUCUUGUAACUUUAGCUCCGUCAUUAUUACGAGCUCUGUCCUUCGCCCCUGGCAGUCGGCACAGAGAGGACAUGCUUUUUUUUUUUUUUUUUUAACCUUUGCCCUGCUUUGCCGUUUCUGAGCUGGAUUAUAAUGACAUUUUCUAAAUCAUUGAUAAAAUUAAAAAGGAAAGAGAUCAUCUUGUGAAUAAAAAUGAUUAACGCCAGUCAAAAGUGAUUUUUGAGGGUUUAUUCAAUGGUUUAACAUGAUUUGACAAAUUACUCUGGGAGGGUGUCUGGCACUUCCUCCCUGAACUCAAUCUGAUGGACUUACUGUGGAGGGCUACCUGAUCGGACAAUGAACUUUAAUAAACUCUAAUUGUCGUUAUCUGUUCAUCUUGUCCCAGUCCAGCAUGCUGAUAUGCAGUGCAUUAUUAUGGAGUCAUGUUUGAUAUGGACAGCUUCGCCUGAGGUUGCUCCAUGUCACGAGUCGCGUAUUGGUUGGUGCUGCUAAUCAGUCGCUGGCCAAUACAAUUUCCUUGUAUCCCAUUUAGACCCAGUGUGCCCUGUUAUGGUCUAGAGUUGCUGCUCGGUUUCCUCUAAUUUUGUCUUUUCCCUAAUUAUUCUUUCAUCUUCCAGUCAUUUCACUAGUCCGCUAUUUGCCCGGUCACUCCUUUCGGACCAGUAAUACACGUCUAUUCUUUAUUAUUGGAGUUGACCUGGGUUUGUAUGUUUACUAGUUAAUCCUGAAACUAAUGAACCUGCCGAGAUGAAUCAAACGAUGUCCAACAUCGAGCUUUAACACAAUCUACUGAACCUACGAAGGUGCAUCAAGUGGUGUCCAAUACUGAACACUAAUACAAUCUAAUCACCUCUACUUGGCCAAAAGCCAAGGACAUGCGAAUAAUGAAAGUGGGGCCGGCUAAUGAGAACAAAAUGAUAUUCACUUCUCGGAUUGUAAUUAGAGUUGGAUGUGCAAAUGUAGCAGGAAUUCUGGAAAUAAGAAUAUAAUGGAUAGAUUUUACUGGAAUCCUUGCAUUAGUUGGAAGACGUCAUAACAGUGGUGUGAAAUGGCUAUUAACUUAUGGAGUAGUACGAGGGCAAUGAUAAUCUCUAACUUGUAGAACUACAAUAGGCCUUUUAAUCGGACCAGAGAAAGAAUGUAACCCUUUUUUGUCUCUCCAUGGGUUACUUUACCAAAACGUUACUAAUACAUUGAUUUUGGGUUUCGUAACUCUUGAAUGUGUGCAUUUUUAGAACUCUCCUUAUGCCCAAAAAUAGAAUUACGUUUCCAAUAGUAAAGAGACAUUAUAAGUAAAAUACCACUACAAAUCAGUGUGUAACUAUAAGCUAGUGUUUAUUAUACUACUAUCAUAUUAUUACUGGUUAGUGUAUUGUUAAAACUCAGUAUUAUUACAUCGCAGAGUAUUAGAAAAGGUUGGCGUGUCAUUACUAACAUGUCUACAUCUGUUCCAUUUUAGGGUAACGCUGGCCCGGCUGCAUUCUGGAUGCUCCUGUUUCUGUUAAAGCAUCCUAAAGCCAUGACUUCCGUCCAAGAGGAAUUAGAAAAGGUUUUUAAAAGCAACGGACGCACAAUAAAACGAAUGGAGGACGUCAGCCAAGAGAUCUUAGACAGCACCAUCGUCUUUGGUCAGUGACGCUCACUUUAUGUCUGAUUUUAUGGUUACUAAUGUUGACCCUAUGGAAUUCUGCUCAACCUCAAACCCAAUUGCAAAAUUUAGGCUGAAAUAGCAGGGCUGGGAUUAUGAUUCAGUUGGAGAAUUGUUCUAAAUCUGCCCUAUUUGCUUAGAUUUUAAAAUUCAAUUUUUAUUUCAUUACAAAAUGCUGUUGCUAACCUGUGCUAUGAUAAAAUCUUUGCCACCUGUUCUAUCACAUCCUUAGAAAGUUGUAUUACAUCAUUCUACAAACCCCGCCCACGCAGAGCCAGAUGUUACACUUUCCUCCCUCAUAAAGCCGUAAGACUGCCAUCUCCCAUAUAAGGACUUUAGCUGCAUCAGUCCCGUGCAGAUCCAAUACUUACUGAACUCAGGAUUUAAACCUAAUAUCUGCAGAGAGACCAACACUGUACAGUGUAACGGUUUGUACUCCUUGCUCUGAACGUGCAAGCAAGGGGAUAUGGGGGAUAUCCCGCUCACCUUUUAAAGGUAACAUGUUGAUGGAGAGCAUAUACUGCAACCCCUUCCAGCCUCCCUCCACUUCACAGUUUUAAGUGUAAAUAAUAUUAGGGCCUAAAUAUUACUGCGAAAACCCCCAAAUAUUUCAUGGUACCGUCCCUACACGUCAUUUAUUGUAUUUUUCUAUUCUACAUAUUCUCCAAUCCCUCCCGUAGACGAUCUAUACUGCAGAGUGUACCGUGAAGAUCUGUCACAAUACAUAACUCAUCCCCCCUCUUCAUCUCCAUACAGACAGCGUACUAAAUGAGAGUUUGCGCCUGACAGCGGCCCCAUUUAUCACAAGGGAAGUCCUUCUGGAUAUGUCUCUCAAACUGGCAGAUGGCCGGGAGUAUCGGCUGAGGAACGGAGACAGGCUCUGUCUCUUCCCGUAUGUGAGCCCCCAGAUGGACCCAGAAAUUCACCAGCAGCCUCAGGUAACUGUCAUUUUGCAUUCUCGUUCCUUUCAAAGCCUUUUUUGUUACUUUCAUUGUUUUAUGGGUUUUGUAAUUCCAUAUUUCUGAGCUUCUUUAAAAAAAAAAAAAUCUGGAUGUUACGAUGAAGCCAGGAUGGGUUUGCAGACAGAAUAGCAACUUGUACAGGUUUACAGGAAUUACUGCCAUUUAGAAAACAGCCCCCUCCAUAACCCCCCAUGUUUCAUCUUUAUUGAGGAUUCCACUUGCCAUACAAAGUCAAUACAAUGGUACAACAAACAAAAUAAUGUAUUAUUAUACAUACAAAACUAAAGAAAUAAAGAAUGUCACAAGCCAUGUAUCAAUGUAUUGGAGAGCCCACUCUGAACCCCUUACUCACUACAAAUGUGCAUCAGUUAAACUUUGCCUCGACUCACAUGUAGUGGAGUUUAAAGCACAGACGGUCAUGUGAAGGAGACAUGAUCAUUUGUAGGGAAUGUAAUUUGAUCUAUACCUUAUUAUGGUAAUAUUGUUAUCCUAUAGAAAAAAAAUGAUCUAGAAAUGUUUCUUACAUUCGUUAAAGGCACGAGAUAAGGGCAGAUAGUAUAUGUAUUUCUCUCAGAUCGAAGUUAGUGUCCAGUGAACCUGCUGAAUGCUUUUCACAUACUCCAAUGCAAGGCACAGAUGGACAAGUAUUACAUUUAGGUAAAUAGGAACAAGGAAAUAUUGCCUACCCCACCAGAAACUAAACACAGAACAUGCAGCCAUUAAAAGCAAUAUAUCUUAUACACCCUAGUGGUCAGAUUUGGAGCUGCAACAAAAAUGUGAAAAUCCAGAAGACCAACUUGUUCAGUUCACAAAUAAAACAGUGAAUUUCUGCCCUGUGUCUGUUACCCUAAAAAGAGCACAUUCUCACAUUUACCCCCGUGCACAAAUGUCCCCGCUGUGUUUUAGAUCAGAUUGAGUAUCAGAAACAUAGAAUAAGAGCCUUUCGGCCCAUCUAGUCUGUGCAAUACACUUAAAAUACUUAUAGUUUUAUUAUAUUGACGUUGAAAGCCCGAUGCUGUAAAUACAAGACUUUGCAAUACGUAUACGAUAUUCUCUGCUUACAAUUUGUCAUAGAACACAGACGUUUGCAGAUAUUAGAAGGGCCGGUUUGCUCACACACAUUAAUCUUGUUUCAUCGUUGACCGGGUUUUUAACUGAGCAUGAAAGAGAUUUUAAAACAAACAAAACCCACACAGGAAGUUUCAAAUUAGAUUAACAUGAUGAAAGCUGCCCAAAAUGUGGCUUUUAUAUAUAAUGAGCCAUGACUAGGAACGGGUCGCAACCUUCUAUGCUGUUCCUUUUUGCACGCCAUAAAUUUGCCAAACAGACACAGUUUCCAUUUUUAGAUGCCUGCACACAUGGCAGUCUACGAUCCAUCCCGAAUCAGAUUAGUAAUUGUUUUACAGCGAGGUCUUCUGGCAUCACGGAAUGUCUGGUGCUCCAUUAGACAGCAUGCGGCCAUACUAUGUCGUAAUCACUAGCCUUUCCUUCUCCAGGAUUCAUUUCAGUGUAAUCACCUUGUAAACCUGUAGGUGAACUGCUUCCUUAUCCCAGAAUUCUCUGUUCUCUAGAAAUUCCAGUACGAUCGAUUCCUAAACGUGGACGGAUCUGGAAAGAAGGAUUUCUACAAAAAUGGAAAAAAAGUGAAACAUCCCAGCAUGCCUUGGGGGGCCGGGAGCAAUGUCUGUACUGGGAGAUUCCACGCCGUCAACAGCAUCAAACUGUAAGAACGCAGUUUAUUAUAUAAAAUGUUUCCAGAAAAUACAAAGGCUGGCCACGUUAACAUUUAGAUGUUUAUCACAACGUGACUUAUGUGUCUAUUCACUAAACGCUGAAUUGCAGCAAAUUGAAAAUACUAACGGCAGAGCUUAGGCUAAAAUAACCAACCGUGUCUCGAGAGCUUUUCCAGUUCAGCCAUUUUUGCCAGGUUUCAAUCGGCAACAAUUCAGAGGUUAGUGAAAGAUUCUGCAUUCGUAAGCACAAAAUGUAGUCCAUAUUAGUAAUUUUGGGAUUUCGAGUCACGUGUGUAUCCAGUACGAUACAGAAGCGAUGUGUGUGGAGGAAGUGGAUCGUGUAGGCCUGAUAUCCACACAAUGUCUGCUACAUUUUAACCUCACAGUUAAACACAAUGAUGCUCAUUUUCACAAAUAAAAUUAUAAAAUUAGAACAAACAUGAGUUUUUAGCACAGAGGAAGCAGACACGUUGCAUGAUAAGUUGGCAAGUAAGAAUCAAAGGGGGAGACUAUAAAUCUUUUUUUUUAAAGUUUUACGUUUGUGGGUAAACGUUGUGCACCAAAGGAUUGGCUAAGGAUAGCCCACUAUCAAAGACUAAAGCUGGAAAGCGAACACUAUACAACAGGAACCCCGAGGUAUUCAAGAAAUGCAGGUUACGUUGAAAUCAAUAUUACAAAAUGUGACUAAUUGUUUAGUAUGUUAAGAUUUUAUUUUAAAGCAAUCAUCAAUGAAGAUUUAAAACAAAACUGCUGUUUAUGUCCGUUUGAAUCAUGAAUAGUUUAAUCUCAGCAUCAAAUUUAUAUUUACAUAAAAUAAAGUAGAUACUAAUAGACCACGUUUUGCUUCUUGGAUCUGAAUUUACUUUCCUUUUUUUAGGUUUGUAUUUCUCCUCUUUUUCUACUUUGAAUUUGAAUUCAAUAACCCCAAAGACAAUAUGCCCCAAUUUGACCGAAGUCGAUAUGGAUUUGGAGUGCUACAUCCUGACAGUGAUAUCGUCUUUCGAUACAGAAAGCGUUUUUGAGCAAAUCGGACGACAAUAUCGAAAAUAUCAGACUGUGACAUAAGAAAACUGUGUAAAAAGGGAAAAAAAUGGUUUUGUGGUUGCAAAUGAUUCCCCAUUAUUUUAAAACAAUUAUUAUAGUGAAGAAAUGUCUAUUAAAUUCACUGGAAUACAAUAGACACAUUGAAGGGAAAACACGUCAAAGUGAAACAUGUUAUCUCACCUUCAAAGAAACUAAAAUGUGAAAGAAGUAUGACAUUCUGGGAGAUGGAACAUUAUCAAACAAACAUUGUGCUCCAGAAGGAAAACGUUAUUUUUUUUGUCUUGACUAUUUUAUUUUCAAUUUUUGGGAAGUGCCAAGUAUCCCAUCAAUGAUUCCUUAAGCACGGAUCGUGUCCGAAUGUGCAUGGGAGCUUGGAGACGGUUUCAGGGGAGCGGAAUAAAACUGGAGGGGCAAAAAUUAAUGUGGGGUUUUUCCAACACUUUCUAUAAUAAGUAUUGGAAUAUAUAUAAAGCUGAUAUUAUUAAUAUAAUUUUUAUAAAAUUGUACAUUUUUAAAUCAUUGUUUUGUAAUAAAAUGCAAAAGAAAUUGAAAGAAUUAAAUAAAAAUGUGGGCGUACCUUGUGAUGGCACAAGAUCUCGGUCUGUUUGCAUAGUCCACAAACAGACAUGACGUUUGAUUUUUAUUUAUAUUAUUUUGCAGCUUGUUAAGUAGAUUAAGCUAUAAAAUGGUAUUCUAUUUAUAUAGAUUUUUUUUUAUUUAUGUGCACUAAUAUGUUUGUGUGUUUAUACAACUAAGCACUUUACCCGUUAAAUCUUUAUUGAAUGUUUAGAUGUUUAAAUAAAGACAUGUUUUCU
Messenger RNA from Pelobates cultripes (western spadefoot toad), 50822 nucleotides. The record is from the annotation of a GenBank genome assembly. Lineage: Eukaryota; Metazoa; Chordata; Amphibia; Anura; Pelobatidae.